This is a messenger RNA of Podarcis lilfordi (Lilford's wall lizard), 58828 nucleotides long. NCBI's taxonomy places the organism in Eukaryota, Metazoa, Chordata, Lepidosauria, Squamata, Lacertidae. The record is from the annotation of a GenBank genome assembly.
AUGGCCAGGACCCCGGCGGAGCGCGCAGCCUCCUUGGCCGCCUUCCUCGCCUCCUGCGCCGCCUGCCUCGCGGCCACCACCAGCGAAGGUAAGAGCCCGGGAGCAGCGCGGAGAGGCAGCCCUUGCCUCAGGUGCCGGCUGGCGCGGGUGGGCUGGGCGCUCGCGAGGGCUUGUCGCCCAGCAAACUUCCUCCUGCACUGCUGGGGAGGGUCUCCCAGAGUUUGAUGCUCCUGGAGGUUUGGGAACAGCGACCCGGGAACCUGCCCGAGACCGCUUGUCCCUCCAGCUCAGCGUUGCCCACACUGACUGGGUUUCGGGAAGGAGAUGACGGGAUUUGAACCAGGGACCUUUUGUUGCAAGGCAGGGGCUCAGGGAGCUACGGUCCUUCGCCACACAGCUGAGGAGAAGGACAUCGGGAACUCCCGCUCUGUAAAUAAUGAAGAGUGCCCAGCUCAGGGCGCCAGCAGUGGCAAGGUGUGUGCAGACAGGAUGCCCCAGUUUUCCGUGAGUGCAGUGGGCGUUUGUGGUCUCUGAGCUGAGAAGAGGAAGAGGGUGGGUUGCUGGGCGUCUUAAAAGAUGGACUUUGUUGCGUAGAAAAGUCUAGGAAGGGGAGGCAGACAGGACACACCUGCUCAUCACCUCUAUGCUUUAGGAGGAGACUGUCCCACAACAUUGUUGCUGGUUCCUUUGCCCAGAUGCUGGUUUCAGUGCCCUUGGCUUUUGGGGAUCAGCAGGGGGGGGGGGGUUGAUCUGAGGCCACCUCUAGUGCCAGCCUGUCUUGGCUGGCAUUGUUGGUUCUAGAGCAACUGCCCAUUUCUGCUGACCCCUCUGAUACUGUCAAGACCACCUGCAUCUUCCACCAUGACGCAUGCCUACUUGUGAAACUAUGGCAGAACCAGCUCCUGCAGUGGAGCGGCUGACUCUGCAUGGCCAACUUCCCUGGACUUUAAAUAAGUGCCCAUCCACUGGCAUGUUCACAUUCCACUGUUGACCUCUGUGCUUUUCCUUGACUCAUCUCCAGAAGACAUCCAGGAUCAUUCUGUGGGGCCUUAGAGCGAACAUCAGGUAGAUGGAUAACUAGCCAGAGUACUGACCAGUUCUGUAAAGUCUGGUGCUGUUAGCCUGAGUUCUUCCACUCCUCCUCUCCAGCAACUACAGCAAAGUCUCUGCACCUCUUCACCUACAGAAGCUUUCACCAACCUGGUGCCCUCCAGAUGUUUUUUGGUGCUACAACUCCCAUCAGCCCCAGCCAGCAUCUGAAGGGCACCAGGUUAGCAAAAGCUGAGCUACAGCAUGCCUCUUGGUAGAGCUGCCCAUCUCUCCUUAUUCCUGUCAAUUGUGUGCCACAACUGUACUUCCAAAUCCCCUACCUGAUUUUGCAUUCAUUUACAGUGGUACCUUGGUUCCUGAAUGGUUUGGCUCACGAACGCCGCAAACCCAGAAGUGAGUGUUCCGGUUUGCGAACGUUUUUCGGAAGCUGAACGUCCGAUGCAGCUUCCUCGGCUUCCAAUUGAGUGCAGGAAGCUCCUGGGGCCAAUUGGAAGCCGCACUUUGGUUUUUGAAACAUUUUGGGAAUCGAAUGGAAUUCUGGAAUGGAUUAAGUUCGAGAUCCAAGGUACCAAUGUAUCUGUUUUCAUUUAUAUCCCUCCUUUCUUUCAAAGUACAUGGAUUUCCUUCCUUUUACUUUACCCUUACAACACCCUUGUGAGGUAGGUUAGACAGAGAGAGAGAGAGAAAGAGAGAGAGAGAAGUUAGCCUAAAGUCAUCCAGUGAACCUUGUGGCUUCAUUGGGAUGUGACCCUGAGUCUCCCCAGUCCUUGCCAUGACUCUAACUGCUACAAGUCUCUCUUACAAAGGUAAAAAGCUGGGAUAGCUUUGUCAUUAGAGCAUGAGACUCUUAAUCUUAGAGUUGUGGGUUCACGCCCCACAUUGGGCAAAUUAUUUACUGCAUUUGGACUAGAUGAUGAUGAUGAUGAUAAAUUUUAUUUAUACCCCGGCCUCCCCGGCCAGAGCCGGGCUCAGGGCAUCUAACACCAGUAAAAUGAAAGUAAAAACAUAAUAGGAAAAGAAAAAAACCAAUUUAAAAUACAGGUUAAAAUGCAAUUUAAAAUGCAGCCUCAUUUUAAAAGUAGCCGAUAGAUCAAAACCAUAAGGGGAGGGAAACAUAAGGGUCAGACUGAGUCCAAACCAAAAGCCAGGCGGCCUUGUGACCCUUGUGGUCCCUUUCAACUCUACAAUUUAUGAAUCAAUAAAUUCAUGUAGGAUAAUUCUAUUAAUGCUAUUUAUUUUAGCAUUUAUUGAUGCUAAAAGCAACCUAUAGGUUCAGGGGAAGCAUACCUCUAAAUUUCAGUUGCUGGGGGGUGGUGAGGACAAUGGGGGAUGGAUGGUUGGGCCAUCCCAUGGGCAUCUGGAUGACCCCUGGCAGAGACAAGAUGCUGGAUAGGAUGGGUGCUUGGUCUGAUCCAAAAAAGCUCUUCUUAUGCUCUUGUGAAUAGCAGUGAAGGAGGGUUGUUGUCUUCAUGCUUUGCCUAUGGGCUUCCCAGAGCCAUCGGAUUGAUCAUUGUGGGAGACAGGAUGUAGAAUUCGAUAGCCCUUUGGUCUGACCCAGCAGUGCUCUCCUUGGGUCCUCACCUGCCUCCAUGUGCUUGUUAAAGAAGAUAUGCCCCUCUCCUGUACUCGUCCCCCUCUUCUACCCUGGCCUAGACCUUCAGGAUCACAAGUGCAGUUGUGUUUCCCUGCCACCUAGAGACAGGGGGAUCAUCACCCACGGUUCUUACCUGCUUCCCCUGGUGGCUGAGAGAUCACAAGGAGGUCACGGCAGGGCAAAGCAGCUCCCACAACCCUCCCAGCUCCCUAGCUGCUCUCUCUCACACGCCAACUCUGAAGCUACAUUAACCACAGCCACACGGAGAGAGCAUGUCAGGUCAAAGACUGCUGGCAGAAAAGGGAUUGUGACAGGGAGGAUGGGCGCCUCAGAUGAGCCCUGCUGGAUCAAACUCAAGGCCUAUUAGAGAGCUGCAGGGGAACCACAAGGGCAGAGGGCUAUUCAGCCUAUCUAGGGUCACAACCUGUUCCCCCACAAGCAGCACAUGAGAGCAGCAGCUCCCCCUCUGCUGUUCUCUAGAGACUGGUCUUCAGGGACAUGCUUCCUGUGAUCUUGGAGGCUGUCCGUAGCCAUUGGGACUAUCAUAGACACUGAUAGACUUCUCCUCCGUGAAUUUACUCAACCCCCUUUUGAGGCUAUCUAAGCUGGUGACCGCCACAUCUUGUGGCAGCAAAUUCUGCAGUCUAAUUACCUGCUGCCUUGAAUCUCAGCUUUGCGGGGUGACCCCGUUGGUUUCUGGUAUUGGUAUUAUGGGGUGGGGAGGCAAUGCCUUCCUUUCUACUUUCUUCAUGCCGGGCACCAUUUUACCCACCUGGAUUAUGUGCUGUUGUCCCCCCACCCCCACCCCAUUGUGUCUUUCUUUUCCCCAAGCGAAAAAGCCUAAAACGCCGGAACAUUUGAGUUGCUGCAUCCCCUUGAUCAUUUUUUCGCUGCCCUUUCCUGCAGCUUUUCCGCAGGCACCACACCUGCAGUUUCCAAGCUGGUAGAGAUAAGUGGGAGAGAGGAGGGUGUCUCGGGGAAUUUGCAUGAGAUCAUGGUGACCUGCGUUCCUUUGGCUCCGAAUAUCCUGGCAUGGCCUGUGCUGAGUGGUCGACGUUGCUUCUCACAGUCCACCCUUCUGGAAAGAUGGUUCUGAAGGGAGCUGAGGCCAGGUAAACAAAGGGGCCCAUCACUUUGACCCCGGGGCUUGGGGCAGUGCACUUGCUCUGUCUCCUUGAGGGGCAUGGUGCCUGUGAGCUGCCCAAACUCAUCAUGCCAGCCUGACUCUGGCUGGGAGGCUCUGCUCCUGUUUACGUAACAGCAUGCUGUGAUUUGCAGAGUGCGUUUUUUCUCCCCUGAUGCUGGGUGGGUUUGAACUAUGGGCCACACGAGGCCAAUUUGUCCUUGGCUCCAGAACGAUGCUGUCCGCGCUGCCAGGUCUGUGCCAAGCAAUGCGGAGGCUUGGUACUGGCAUUAUUGUUUCCAAAUGCCACCUUUCAGAAGGAGGGUUGGUGGCUGGGGGGGGGGGGAGUGGCUGCGGUCUUUCCAUUCUGAAGAUCCAACACCCCUGACUUGAUUUCAGAUCCUUAUUUCAUUACUUGAUCCCCAAAUCCCACCCUUUCCUCUCCAUAUCAAAGAUCUCCUGCCUGGCAGGAACUGAGUUCACGAGAAAAUAUUUUUGGAUAUAUUUAUGCCCAUUGUGUUCACACACAAAAAUAUUUUUGGGACAUCUUUUAUGCUGUGAGCAUGAGUUUCCAGGGUGGAUGGACCGACUUGUCUGGGUUUUCCAAUUGUGAUCAUACUUUUUGUGGUGGGUGCAGGGAAUAAAUUCAGUUGGCAUCACAUUUUAAUGCAGACCAACUAAUUCAUCCACUGCAUGAGCAAAAGCACAAUCGCUGGAAACUCCGAGCUCGUCCACACUUCCACCUGUCCUUUGUCUAGAAAGCAUGGGUCCCAGCAGUUGAGCCCUUGCAUCACCACUUUCCCCAGGAGAACCCACUCUUUAGCGAUAAAUCAGAGCAAAUGUCAACCCAGAGAAAACUCAGUUAACAUUUGCUCCGAUUUAUCACUAAAGUGUAGGCUUCCCCGGGGGAAAACUACGGGGCAAAGACAAAUCUGGAUGAGCCCUCAUACGUCUCCAAAUUUUGCAAUGCAGUAUUCUGCCCCUGCCCUCCCAAAAGUUUAAGAGGUACAGCCAUGGGUUUAUUAGGGGAACGUCUGCAUAAAAAAAUGCAUAUUUUCAUGAAAUAAUAUACGAACAGGCAUUCUUGCAAAAUCUGUAUGUCCACUGAAUUGCGGGAGAAUUUCCAUGAGGACAUUUAAAUAUAUCUAUAUCUAUAAAUGUAUAUAUGUUUGUGUGCCUAUCAUGAAUGAUGUAGAAGCAUGGAGGACUGAACUGUAGGUUGCAAAAAUGAAAAAGUCAGAGGAACCAAGGCUGCCAGAUUCAUCCAAAUCUUGUGUGUAUUUGUGACCUUCUACUCACACAACCAGAGGCUGUUCCAGUACAGAACAUGCCCAGAUAAUUUAUUAUUAGUUCCAGGAUCACAGUUGGGUCACAGUAUUGUGUGGUUUCAAGGUUGCAUCCAGUAACAGGAUGGUUGGGGCCUGGCAGCCAUGUGCUUCUAAUACCACGUCAUACUCCAGAAUUGGAGUAUGGACAUUGAAGUCAUGCAGAAAGCAAUGUGUCUGAAAAGAUAAAUGCUCAGGUACUAUUGGGCAAAUGGUCCAUAUUCCAAUUCCAGGGCUGUUCCCAGCCAUUUUGGCACCUGAGGUGAACCAUGAAAUGGUGGCCUUCCACCGCCACCAGAGACUGAGCUUUCACAUGACAUAAAAGCCACCUUCAGAUAUAGGUGGUGCUGUGGUCUAAACCAAAGAGCUUAGGACUUGCCAAUCAGAAGGUUGGCAGUUCGAAUCCCUGAGACGGGGUGAGCUUCCGUUGUUCGGUUCCUGCUCCUACCAACCUAGCAGUUCGAAAGCACGUCAAAGUGCAAGUAGAUAAAUAGGUACCACUCCGGCGGGAAGGUGAACAGCAUUUCUGUGCGCUGCUCUGGUUCGCCAGAAGCAGCUUCAUUAUGCUGGCCACAUGACCCGGAAGCUGUACGCCAGCUCCCUCGGCCAAUAAAGCAAGAUGAGCGCCACAACCCCAGAGUCGGUCAUGACUGGACCUAAUGGUCAGGGGUCCCUUUACCUUUAACUUAUAGCACAAGUUUAGCACUUAUUCCUGUGUUAUUUGCAACCAGAUUCUUUUCUGGAAGUAAAUAGCACAGAAAUGAAUGCUAACCUUGAGGUACAUUUUCUUAUUUUUCCAGAGGUGUCAUGUGAAAGCUCAGAUAUAACACGAAAUUUAACAGUUAGGGAAACAUUGAAGAAAGUGGAAUAAACUGCUGUGUGAAUGCAGAAUGAGUGGAGAGAGAGAGAGAGAGAGAGAGAGAGGAGUACCAGAAAAGAGAGAAAGAAAGAGAGAAAGAGAGAAAGAGAGAGAGAGAGAGAGAGAGAGAGAGAGAGAGAGAGAGAUUGGAGUGGCAGGAGGAAGGUGAGAUGAAGCACCCACUUUUGGAAUCUGGUCUUGCACCCAAGGCAAAUCACCUCCAUCACCUGAGAAAAAAAGCUUCUCUACCCUUGACUUGGAGGAUGCUCAAUUACCUUACCUAUGCAUUCAGUAUUUUGUGUGUCAGAGAGACAGACAGAAAGAGAGGAAAUGAUUUCAGAGUCGGACAGGUAAAGAGCUGGUUGACCUGCACUUCCGUUGACCCAUGAUCCUCUCUUUCUCCACUGCCAGUCAUCACCAAUUACACCCUCCCUCUCUGCUUAAAGGAAGAAGGGAUUUUCUUUGGGACAAUGGCAUGUUUGGGUAGGAGGGUGGUGCAUUUGAAAAGCCUUUCCUCUGCCUGAAUGUGAUCCCAAUCCCAAAUGAGGUCUGUCUGAAGUUUGUUGUGGUUUAAUGUAAGGCAGAGGUGAGCAGGGAUAAUCAAGGGGGAGCUAUGGGUGGGGCUGGAGUAAAAGGUAGGUGGGGCAUGAGUCAAAGGUGGGUGGAGCCACCUUUCUCUUUUGUCUGUCUUGUAUCACCCCCUCCUUCGCUUCCUGCCACUUCCCUUUCCCCUUUCCCCUUCCAUUCCACUUGCAAGAAAUUAGGUCAAGAGCCACAUAAAAUUAUUCUGUGGGUUGUAGGUUGCCCACCCUUAACACAGUAUGCUAUUUGACCCUGGGUGAAUCUGUCCAUUUCAUUUUUUUAUUCAGUUUUCCAUUCAGUUUCCCACAUUUUGAAAUCAGUUUGCAAUUUUUUAAAUUAAAAAAAUCAUGAAAAUUCAGCAGCAUUUGAAUAAUAAUAAUAAUAAUAAUAAUAUAAUUUGAAUUUUCCCUUCCAUACACAGAUCUGUAUGCAAUUUUGUCUGAUAUACACAUUUUUGAAAAGCAAUUUCCCCUUAGAUUAUGCAUUUUCACGUGUUAUUUUCACUAAUGCAUGCAUUACAAUGCAUUAGUGAAAACAUUGUCUCUUGGUGUAUGCAUUUUUGUACGUGUCACUUGGCUGGAGAAAUGCGUUUCAAAAUCCAGAUAGGUUAAAAUUUCAAAAAAUGGCUGUGUUUUUGUUUGCUUAUUGUUUCACCAGUGGGCGUGGUGUGACACAAUAGUGAGCAUAACUGGACAACAUUAAUAAUAAUAAUAAUAAUAAUAAUAAUAAUAAUAAUAAUAAUUGCUACUCCCACACCCUUUCCAUAUAUGCAUGUUUCUGUUCUCCCAUGAUUCACCCAUCGAAAUGGCAAGAAAGAACUGUAUGCCAGUAUACUGCCCAAAAUUUCAUCAUUUUGCUCCUACAAUUUUCAGGGUUAACGUGGUUGCAAGGCCCACCCCCCCACCUGUAAGCAAUUAACAGGGAACUGAGUCCUAAAUUUCCACUAUAUUCUGCUAACCUUCUGGAAUGGUUUUUUUCGUCAUGUGACAGCUCAAAUAUAAUGCAGAAAUUAAUAGAGGAAACAGAAUAAACUGACCUGCAAAUGCAGUCUAUUGUGAUCCUAGCAUCCCAGCAUUGUGAUCCACAGCACUUCUGAGUAAGACUCUAGUCCACAAGAUGCAUAAGGUGCCACAACAUUAUUUAGAGCUACGCAUGUAGGUUAUGGCUAUGGCAACAUCACCCUGGCAGAAGAAUCCACUACUUAAUUAAAAGAAGCUAUUAAAAGGAAAAUUUAAAAAUCCAAUGAAAUAUACCUUGAUAAUAAACCAUUUGGGGGGUGGGGUGGAAUGUAAGCCAAACGACGGUAUAGCUCACUGAUUCAUUGACUUCCUGAAGUUUUUACCCCAAGUGAUCUGAAUUGUAGAAACUUAAUUAUCAGCUUCCUUGGGAUUAUGAACAGUCUGUGUUUUCUAAAUCAGUCAGAAGCAGGUUGGUGCCUCACUAUCUUGCAGGAGGGGCUGAAAUCAAAGUGGAUAGGAUGAGAAAUCAUUGUUUCGUUUUGUGGCUAGCAAAGUAACGGAGAAACGCACUGGAAAAUAUGGGCUGGGCGGUGGGGGAUCUGGUCUUCCUCCCUCUCUCACAACGCUAGAACUCAUGGGCAUCCCAAAAAGCUGAAUAUUGGAAGGACAAAAGGAAGUAUUCACACGGAGUGUAGCUAAACUUUGGAACUCGUUUCCCCAGGAGGCAGUGAUGGCCACCGACUUGAGUGGCUUUAAAAGAGGAUUAGACAAAUUCGUGGAGGGGAAGGCUAUCGAUGGCUACCAGCCAUAAUGGCUAUGCUCUGCCUCCCCAGUCAAAGGUGGAUUGUUUCUGAAUACCAGUUGCUGGAAACCAAGGGAGAAUGCUGCUGUGCUCAGGUCUAGUUUUGGGGCUUCCCAUUGGUUCAUCUGGGGGGCCACUGUGAGCAGUGGCGGAGUUAGUUGCAUGGGCGGCCAUAUGCACCUGGGGGGUGGAGGGCGAGCUGCACAGGUGGGGUCGAUCCACCAUGAGCUGCACGGGGGCAGAGCCGUCCUCCGCGCUCAAGCCACUGCACACAGGAGCGGCAGGGCGAGCUCCCCGCGGUGUGCCUUUUUGUCACUCCCCCUCAGGGAUGACCCCCAGGGCACACCACACCUAUCGCACCCCCCUUCCUCCGCCAGAGACUGUGAGCACAGGAUGAGCCACUGGCCUGAUCCAGGAGCCUCUUGUUAUGUUCUUACGAUAUGCAGUGGCCAUUCCUACCCAGAAUGUAGGAACGAUCAGUUCCUUACACAUACAGAACAAAGAUUGGGUGGGACUCAUUAAAAGUGUCAGAUCGAGGUUGCUGAGUGGGUCUAUAUUGGUUAAGGCGGUCUCCAGUUAUUAAAGACUAGGCCAUACAGCCCCCUACUCCGAGUCACUGGUGUGGACUAGAAUAUCCACGUGCCCCAAACAGUCACUGAAAAGCUAGAAAUGUCAUUCCUUAGCCCUUAAAUUGUGGGUCCUUAAAAGGUAUAAGCAAGCUUCCAGACUGUCACCAAACUAGAGGUCAUUUUAUUAUGACGAAUUCCACACUGAAUGUUUUCUGUAGCAGGAGCUACUGCAUUAUCCUUGGUGUGUUAGAAGCAUUGCUAAAAAAUAUUAGUUUACCUUUUACACCUAUUUUCAUGCUAGAUAUAAUGUGUGUAUACAAUGCUCUUUUUCUAGAAAAACAGGUGCUGGAGCUCAUCAUGAACUUCACCCUUGUUCUUUUAGAAUGGCAAUGAUGCCCAUCUGAGAGGUGUCAAACUUACCUCCUGUGAGCUCCAACUGCAAAAAAAGCCAUGUGUGUAUAUAUAUACAAUAUCUUAUUUAUAGUUUAGCUCUCCCUUUCCCUCCCCGAAAUUGUUUAGGGUUUGUUUCGUUAUUAACAAUUUGUUUUGAACUUGGUAAUGUUAAACAUAUGUUGAUAUUAGUUGUUUUUUUAAGUGAUGUAAUUAUCUAUUAAGAACUUUAUGGGUUGUAGUCAAUAUUAGCCCUACUCAAACUCAUUACAGGUAAUAGACAUAUCUAAGGUUCAUUAAGUUCAAUGGGUCUACUCUGUGUAGCACAAGCACUGGAUACAACUCAGUAUCUUUAAAUGGAUUCAGGAGAAUAUAUUUCACUCCAUUUUAUUUUGUGUCAAUCAUCUGUUUGAAUUUUUCAGUGCCCUUAAAAAUGUUUCCUUCCCUGAAAUGCAUUAAGCUCCCAAUAAACAUUAAUUUUGGAAUUUAUUUCUUCACACAGGAGGUCACCCCAGAAUUGCUUCAGUAAGACUCCACCUCUCUCUCACACAUGCUUACAUAAGUAAAUUGACAAUACUUGCUUUAUGCUUAUGAUUUAGCACACUUGUUUCCGGCAAUCUAGUUUAAAAAUGUUUUAUGUGUGUGUGCUUUUAGGAAGGGAGGAAUGCAAGGGCAGAUUUAUCUGUACACAUAACACACACACACACACACACAGAGAGAGAGAGAGAGAGAGAGAGAGAGACUAAUUUUUCAUUAACUGUAACUACACCCUUCGAAAAGCUGUUGAUGAUAGUUUUAUAAGCCGUGUCGGCAGGAGAUCCAUUUUGAAAUGAUUUUCCAGUGUGUGAUUUGUCUGACUUAUUAAGCAGGCUGGUGCCUGCUUUUGUCGUGCAAUAUCCUCAGAAUGAGACUUCUAUUGACAUCAUGCAAAAUUCAGUUUAAUUGGCUAUUGCUUUCAAAGCAAGGCCUUCGGCCGUCUGGAAGCGUUUCAUCGUUCUGACAGUCCUGCGUGGUGCAAAAUGAGCGUGAGAAAGAAAGGGACCACUUGCCAUCAUUAGUACAAACUCAUUGGCCUGGCAUGUUUUUCAUUGUUUUCUACUGGGUGUGACUAUUGUAGCCUGAUUCUGUGGCCGGCCGGCCAAGAUCUCUCUGCAUCUGAUUUGAGAGGAGGAAAUAGCAGAUGGAUUGAAAUUAAGAAGUGAGGGCAAAGUAAUAAGAGUCAAACAAAGAGGAAUUAAUUCCUGACCACUUGGGACCUCUUCAGUUGGUCAAUGCUAAACACAUGUCAUAUUUAUUUACUUACUAGAAGCUCUGCACCCGACGUUGCUAAGGAAUUCCUGGAAAAAGAAAAGGACUGUGCAGUUUUGAAACCAGUGGUCAAAAUCAGUUUGGUUUUGAACGCUUCAGUCCACCAUCUUAAAUCAAAAUUGUAUCCAAACAGAGACAAAAACCUGCUCCUUGAUCUCAGGAACCGUCAUGCAAAAUUUGGCCAUGAUAUCUCAAGAGCUGUCCAAAUGCAUAGUGAAUAAACAACUAGCUUGGUCAACAUUCAGCAUUCUUGUUCCCGUAAGUAGGGGCGAAGCCCUGUAGUACAGGACCUCCAAUACCCACCUCCCUGAGCUGCUCCAGAAGAAGACACCAUGGCCAGUGCCAUGGUGUCAAAAGCAACUGAGAUGUCAAGGAGAACCAAUAGGGUUACACUCCUCCAGCUCUCUCCUAAUAGAGGUAAUCAAUCAGGGCUCUUUCGGUGGCGAAACCUGGUCUGAAACCAGACUGGAAUAGAUCUAAAUAGUUUAUAUAUUCCCUCAGGAACAUCUGCAGCUAGCCAGCCACCAUUUUCUCAACCACCUUGCCCUGAAAAGGAAUAUUGCAAACUGGAUGCUAGUUUUCUGAAACCUCUUUAUCCAAGGAAGACUUCUUUUAGAGGGGCUGUAUAACUCCCUCCCAGAAUAAGGCACUGGUCAAUCUCACUGGACUCAUCUGUAUUGUCGGGCUUCAAAGCAAUUGUGAGGCAUGACAUAAUCAGGUAUUUGCAUGGUACGUCCCUGCUCAAAGAGGGCACAUUAUGUCUGCGUUACUUUCAAAGUGUUCUCCUAUGCACCAGUUUCAUCCCAUUCCUGCAUUAUCAUGUGGAUUAAAAAUAAUAAUAAUCUGCACCAAAAAUCUGCAUUUAUUGAAUAUUCUAAAACAUUUUUUUAAAAAAUUGAAACAAGUGAUUCUGAAUCUCUCAAGUAUGCUUUUAAAAGCAUAUUUUUUGCCCUAGCCUGCAUGACCAAUGCUUGGGGAUAAUAAAAACAACACAAAACAAAACAAAACAAAACAAAACAAAACAAAUGAAUGAAUGAAUGAAUGAAUGAAUGAACUUUAUUACGGUCACAGACCAGGAUAAAAAACAACAACAAUAUAUAAAUAAAAUAGCAGUUAGGAUUUUUUAUAUAUAUAUUCAUUUAUUUAUUCAUUCAACAAAACAUAAAUAAAAUAAAAUAAAAUCUGUCCAACUACCCCUGUUACACGAUCAUCUUUCCCAUGCAAAUGUCAUAAAUUCAGGAGAUACAGGUCGAUUGCAGCGUUAAUUCUGUAGAGACACAUUUUCUCCCCAACCUGCAGGAAGGCUAUGUGCAAGAGAGAAUCAGAACCCAGCAGCACCGACUGCCUCGUUCAAUUGCUUAAUUAUGCAAUCCUGCUAAACGUCCUGCAACCUUCUUAAACUUCUUGCAUCCCCUCCCUCCCCACGGCCCUGACAGGUCCUUUAAUUAACUAUAUGCAGUUUGCCAGGUCAGAAUGCCAGGAGAAGGUGGAGGCGGAGGCGGAAUAUUUUUGCUACCUAGCUUUGGGAACUGCCUCGCCACACAGCAUGCUCUAAAUGGAGCUUAACCAAUUUCGCUUCCAGGAGCAAAAGUGCAGAACCAAAAUAGACUGAGAAUCUCUCUUUCUCUCUGGCACUCCCCAGUAAGGUGAGAUGUGUGCUGUGGUACAAGAGAAGCCUUCAAAGGAACCCCAUUUCCCCCACCGCUGAUGAGAGCUUUAUUCCCAAUGCAAGAGUGCAGAGGUAGAGAGCCUCUGGCUCACUAAACAGACCUGGCACAUGUCUCCAUUUGGCCCAUAAGGUUGUUUUAAUUUGGUCACCCCAGCCACUCUGGGUGGUUUCCAGCUUAUAGGUAAAGGUAAAGGGACCCCUGACCAUUAGGUCCAAUCGUUGCCAACUCUGGGGUUGCGGCGCUCAUCUUGCUUUAUUGGCUGAGGGAGCCGGUGUACAGCUUCUGGGUCAUGUGGCCAGCAUGACUAAGCCGCUUCUGGUGAACUAGAGCAGCGCACGGAAACACCGUUUACCUUCCCGCCACAGCGGUACCUAUUUAUCUACUUGCACUUUUACAUGCUUUCAAACUGCUAGGUUGGCAGGAGCAGGGACCAAGCAAUGGGAGCUCACCCCGUCGCAGGGAAUCAAACCACCGACCUUCUGAUCAGCAAGUCCUAGGCUCAGUGGUUUAACCCACAGUGCCACCCGCGUCCCGGCUUCCAGCAUAUACAGAAAUAUAAUGGAACAUCAAACAUUAUAAGCUUUCCUAUACAGGCCUGCCUUCAAAUGUCUUCCAAAGGUUGUAGAGUUACUUAUCUCCUUGACAUCUGAUGGGAGAACGUUCCACAGUGUACGUGCCACUACUGAGAAGGUCCUCUGCCUGACUCCCUAUAGCUUCAUUUCUCCCAGUGAGGGAACAGCCAAAAGGUUUUCCACAAACAGUACUUACCUGCCCAACACCUGAUGUUGUAAAUGAUGGAACAGCUAAAAAUACAAACUGCAAAUAGAUAUUUUCAUUCCUUAGGCAGCUUGCCAGGGGUUACAGCAAGCUCCUUCAGAGACAUGUCUUCAGCAGAAUCUGCCUCUUGAUGCUGACAGCAUGCCUCCAACAGCUGAUCAGCCUCUUUGAAGUUGUCACCUGUCAUCAUAAUGAUGUCAAGUGACUGACAAGUGGGCAGGGUCAACCACCUGUCAAAGCUGGACUAUGGGGAGUGGAGGCAGUCAAAGUUCUGGCUUGCUGCAGUUGGGGGGGUCAUAGUCAUAGUAGAAGCAAGGAUUAAGUCCCCUUCCUCAACGCCAUCACUAUGGACCAUGCCAGCUUCGUUUACAGUUUUUGUUUUUAAUCGUAACCGUGCAAUUGCUAAUUGCACAAACAAUGGCACAUCUAGGUCAAUCCUAAUUUAUGGGCAAAUGAACUAAUGUAGAGAAAGUGGAAAGGGAGUUUCGUCGGCCAAAAGAGAACCGGGAUGGGGGGUGGGGAGACAGAAUAAAAUGGCCCGAGCAAUGCUGGAAGGGGGGUUGGGCCAGCCUUUUGGUUUAAAGAACUAAUUGAGCCUCCUGGCAAUUGGGUGAUACAAUAGGUAGGGUUGUGUGUGUUUGCUUGCUGAUUCGACAUCCUCCCAAUUUUUAAAAAGAAUAAUUUAAAAUAUUAACAGUGGAAUCCUUAUGCAUAUCUGCUUAGAAUUAAGUCCAGUGAGGCUUACUUCCAAGUAGUUUUUUUUGGGGGGGAGAUUCAAUUCAGUUCACAUUAAAAGGUGAACCCACCUAAUUUGUACUUUUAGAAACAAAACAAGAACUGAAAUUUGCAUUUCUCUGAAUUUUGCAAUGCAGUUCUCCAGCCGAAUAAUGUCUACCCAAAAAAAUGUGCAUGCAAAGAUAAGGUGUGCAUGCAAAUGUACAUAUGCCAUAAAAAAAAAAACCUACAGAAAUGAAUUAUAUUUGGGGAAGUUGCUUUGCAAAAACAAAUGUGUCUGUUAGGGAUAAUGGCAUACAAAAGUGUAGAUUAGGAGAAAUUUGCCCUAAAAUGCUGAUGACUUUUCAUGAGGACUUUAUAAAAGAAUUGCAAACUGAUGUGGAAAUAUGGAGGGCCAAAUUUAAGAAUGGAAAAAUGAGGAACUGAGAAAAACCAAAAUUGGCAUAGGUGCCCGUCCUUACAUCUAAGCAAAUUGGUACAGGAGUGCUCCCUAAACGUGCAAUCCUAUACAUACUUAUCUGAGAGUAAAUCCCACCGAUUUCAACUGGGCUUGCUUCUGAGUAGACACACACAAGAUUCACAAUGAAGGCUGGAUUUCUGUGCUCAUUUACCCUGGAGUAAGUCAAUGAAACUUAGUUCUAAAUACAGUGCAAUGUUCAACACAAUGUGGGCAUGACAUUGAGGGUCCAAAUUUCUAGUUGUGUCUUCACCAGCACUAGCCAGAGGCUGAUUUGACAUAUGCCACCAGGGCUGGCCCACCCAUGAGACAAGGGGAGGCCAUGUCUCAGGUGGCAGGAUCUAUAGGGGCAGCAGAUCCCAGUGUAGAUCUUUAUCCCCCCCCCUUGAUCCUGAUCUUCCUGAUCAUCACUCACCCCUUCUUCCCUGGAGGGGAGGGGGUGCCUUCGCCUCAGGUGCCAAAAUGUCUCUUGCCGGCUCCGCAUGCCACUGUAUUUGACAAAGCAACUUCUGGUGGCCACAGUCAUGCAAUUUGAUGGUAAGAAUAAUAUUUAUCCAGCGGCAUAAAUAUUGCAGUUUAUUGCUGGCUGGGUGGUGAGUUGUUUCCUCACCACAAGCACAUUUUAAGCCUUGGAAUCACUUCCCGGAUUCACAACAAAGGCCAGACUCAGAACAUCUGUGUUCCCCUGAAGAACUGGAUCAUAAUUUGUGGCCUAUUUGUGGCUGAAGUGGUGCAGAGGAAAUGCGGGGAUGGGAAAUGUCAGCAUGGAGAGCGGAAAAUAUUUCUGUGCCGGCGCCCUAGGGGAAGAAAAAUGGGGGGAUUUGCUACUUAAUGGGCAGGUACGCAGUGGGGCUUUGUUCUCCAAUGCAUGGUUGGCAUAUCAGGUGCUAGAAACUGAAGGGAAGGAAAAGCUCCAGAAAAUUAUUCAGACAAAGCAGGAUAAAUACAUUGUAGGAACAAAACGGGCACACUCAGAGGUAUAUUUCAGUCACAUCCUUCUGCCAAGGAGUUCUAGAAAGCUACAUGGUUCUUCUCCUGUGUAGACAGUACUGAGAUAGAUAAGAAUAAGAUUCUGACACAGUAUAAGGCCUACUGUAUGUCCCUGAUCCAAAAUCUGUUGCUUGCAGCAUGAGCUGUAUCCUGCAAAAGUAUCCAUGCACUGACAGAUCCUCCAAGUGUCCCUAUUUUCCAGGGACAGUCCCGGAUUUAUGGAAGCCAUCCCAGUUUUUGAUUUGUUCUUGGAAUGUCCCCUUUUCCUUAGGAUGUCCCUAUUUCCACCAGAGAAAUGUUGGAGGGUAUGGAGCUAUCUGACCCCCAAGCCAUCUGAAGACAGCUCUGUGUAGGAAAGUUUCUUAAUGUUUAAUGUUUUGCUGUGUUUUUAUAUAUGUUGGAAGCCGCCCAGAGUGGUUGAGGCAACCCUGUCCAGAUGGGCAGGGUAUAAAUAGUAAAAUUAUUGUGAUGAUGAUGAUGGAACAGAACGUCCCUGUUUUCAUCUGAUAAAUAUUGGAGGGUAUGACGGACCUUGGCUGGCAGCUGCUGGCCUUUUCUCAUUCCCACCCAUCGCAGGGUUGCCAAGAAAAUGGCCCCAUGAGGCUCUCGCUUGACACAACGAAUGUCCAACAUGGAGGAGGCUGAGCUUUUGGCUGCCCACCCACAGCACACACGCACAUGGCUAGAUUAAAGAGAACCUUCACCAGAGUGUUGAAAGGCAUUUGGUUUCCAGAUCACGAGCAGAGCAAUUUGCCUCGACUUCCUCAUUAACUUAAGCUGGGCUCCCUGGAGGCGGACAACUUUGGAGCAGGUGACUUUGAUUCCACCCCUGCUGUCUCCCCCUACUCCAUGAAAUCUCUGCUUGGGAGAUCCUGCCCGCUUGCUUCUUUUGGUGUGAGCAGAGAGGUAUUGGUAUGGGUUUGCGUGUGUGCAUGUCGUAGCUGUGCACCACGGGGCAUAAUUACUUUGGCUUUAGUGUGCAGACUUCAAACCUGGAUUAAUUCCCGCAGGAAGUGUGAAACAAACAGAGAAGGACUUGGCUGAGCCUCUGGAAAGUAAAGAUUGCAAGGGGGAAGUGGGAGCACGUUGUUUUGGAUGGAGUGGCUCUGCCCUUGAAAGAAAGAAAGAAAGAAAGAAAGAAAGAAAGAAAGAAAGAAAGAAAGAAGAAAGAGCAAUGCACAGAUUCAUGGGGAGGAAUGCUGGACCUGGCAUUUCUUCCGGGUGUCUAGAUGGAUUUAUUAUUUUAUUUAGUGGAUCUGUACCCCACUCUUCAACCAAAAAGACUCUCAGAGAGGUUAAUCAAACACAAAACUCAGGUGUAUGAUGGAGGCUGGCUUAUUAUGGAAAAAGCAAGCUCUAUUCUGCAGUUGUGGCUAACACCCCUUUCUAGAAAAAGGGGUGCUGGAACUCACCAUAAAUACCUCCCUUGUUCUCUUAUAAUGACAAUGGGGCCCAUCUGAGAGGUGCCGGAACGCAGUUCCCGUGAGUUCUGGCUGAAAAAAGCUCUGGGUAACACCACUGGGCUUUAGAGGUGUGCUUGCAUCUGUGCGAUGUCAGACUUGAAUACCAGCUGUUGAACAAAUGUUGCUGCUUCUGCCAUCACGCUUCCCAGGGCAGAGGCUCCCAACCUUGCCUUCACUCAAGCUUAGUGACGGUCCAAUCUGUCAGUUUCUGUUUCUCUACGUUCCUCAUCUUUCCACUCUUAAGUUCGCUUUUCUACAUCUCCACAUCAGUUUGUGAAUUUUUUUUUAAAUGUCCUCAUGAAAACUGAGAAUUUCUCCUGACAGUUUGCAGGUAUUUUUGCACAUUUUUUCAAAGCAGUUUCCCCUAAUGGAAUGCAUGCUUUUAUACUUAUUUUUACUAAUCCAUACAUUUUGAUGCACAUCGCACAAUUUUACCAUGGUAUACAGUGGUACCUCAGGUUAAGUAGUUAAUUUGUUCCAGAGGUCCGUUCUUAACCUGAAACUGUUCUUAACUUGAAGCACCACUUUAGCUAAUGGGGCCUCCUGCUGCCGCUGCGCUGCUGGAGCACGAUUUCUGUUCUCAUCCUGAAGCAAAGUUCUUAACCCGAGGUAAUAUUUCUGGGUUAGCAGAGUCUGUAACCUGAAGCGUAUGUAACCUGAAGCAUAUGUAACCCAAGGUACCACUGUAGUUUGUUAGUUUCUCACACAAUCCUCUCUAUCCGCCAUCCAGGCAAACAGAAGGCCUUAUCAAGGACAGAUUCCAGCCAGGCGAAAACACUCAAGGAGGGUACAGAGUUGGGCCAGUGAGGGGUGUGGCCUGGGGAGAGGGUGUGUGACUGGAAAUGGGGUGUGGCCUGGGAAGAAUCCCAGGGACCAAAUGGAAAGGCUUAAAGGGCUGCAUUUGGCUCCUGGGCUGCAGGUUCCCCACCCCUGCUAUAGAGCAUCCAUUCAUUUGAGGGCUCCCAGGUUCUUCAGACUUCUUGUGGGAGAGUCUGAAGGCCCAAGCAUUGUGCGUGCCUCACAUUCUCUGUCUGUCUAAUGAAAGUUUUCUUCUUAUAUCUUUCAGUGAACUUGUUGGACACUUCCACCAUUAUUGGCGACUGGGGCUGGCUCACCUACCCUUCCCAUGGGGUAAGUCACCUGGAAAACCUAUGGAGAGGGAUGAGCGAUAGGUCAGUUGGUAGAGCAUGGGAAUCUUAAUUGUGGGUCUGAACCUCAUGUUGGGUGAAAAAUUCCCACAUUGCAGGGGGUUGAACUAGGUGGUCUUUGUGGUCUCUUCUAAUUCUACACUUCUUUGAUUCCUGUUGGGUUGAGCCAAAUUUCCAUACUGUUAAGUUUCUUGUUUCCCAAUGUUUCUGAGAAUCCCACCCCCUGGGAAGGAAGUAGCCACCAUCUUUUUUGAUGGACUGACUUAGGCUACCGCUUUAGAAGGCUCAGUGGGGAACUGAUUGCCCUACAGCCUCUAUUCUUCUCCUCCAUGAAUUUAUUUAUUCCUCUUUUAAUGCCUUCCAAGUUGGUGGCCACCACUGCUUCUUGUGGGAGAGAGUUCUACAGUCUAAAUAUGCACUGUGUGAAGAAGAGUUACUUCUUUUUGUCUGUCCCGAAUCUUCCAUUGAAUAACCCCAAAUUCUAGUAGCGUAGUAGGAGGAAAAAAUCCCCCCUUUGCCAAACAAUUUCUCCCAGCAAACAUCUGCGCUUCCUUCUUCCUUUGCCCAUGUGGGCAAGCUUAAGCCACACUCGUAUCUAUUAUUUGCAUCUUUAUCCCUUUAUAAUCUGGUGUGUAUGUGUGUGUGUGUUUAAAAUCUUGUGUUGAUUUUAAUUUAAACUGUUAACAAGUUCCUGAAUACAGAUGUAAUCAAACCCGCUUGCCUGCCGCAUUAAUUAUGAUGUCCUCAUUUUCAUCUUGCUAGGAGACCUUAUCUCAAUGACAUGGGAAGAGAGGAGAGUCAUUUCGCUUUAUGAAAAAAGAAACAGAGAUAGGAACAAGGCAGUGCAUGUUAGGUUGUAAUAGGAGUUCUCACAGCCUGUCCCUUUUCUUGCACAGUUUGCAUCCCAGUUAAUCAGAGGAACCUCUUUCAAAUACGGAAAGUGCUUUAAAUAAUCAGCUGUUGGGAAACUUCCACCACAUGGGCUUAAUAUGGUCUUGGAGGUCGGCUUGCAAGGCUGUUCGGGGCAAACCUGAGCCUCUCCUGGUAUGUCCCACAGAGGAACUUACAAUCUUCAAACAAAAACAUAUUGGAGGUCCCAGGCCACAGGGAGGUUAGGCUGGCCUCAACCAGAGCCAGGGCUUUUUUGGCUGUGGCUCCGAUCUGGUGGAACGCUCUGCCACAAGAGACUAGGGCCCUGCGGGACUUGACAUCUUUCCGCAGGGCCUGCAAGACAGAGCUGUUCCACCAAGCCUUUGGUUAGGGCACAGCCUGAUUCCCUCCUUUGGCAAUCUUCACAGAACUCUAGCCCAAUGGUUGCCAUCAAUUUGAUUUGAAUUAAUUUUAUAAUGAAAUGAUUUUAGAAUGUUGUAUUAUUUUAUUGUUGUUAGCCGCCCUGAGGCCAGCUUCGGCUGGGGAGGGCGGGAUAUAAAUAAAAAAAAUCAUCAUCAUCAUCAUCAUCAUCAUCAUCAUUAUUAUCUUUCCUGGGCCUGAUGUCAUAUGAGAAAAUUCAAGUCACCUGGGAGCAUUUUUGAAUUGGAUGCCUUUUUUCUACUGCCUUGCACAGUAAAAAGAAAAGUCUCCAACUUCAAAACACGCCAAAUUUUGUUUGUAAAGGAAGGAUCAAGAGCACACUUAGAGUGCACACCUGGGCUUGAACUAUCAAUGAUCUAACAUCAUAUAGCAUCAGAUGAGUGAUAGGUACAUAGCCCGCCUACCUGCCAGAGUGGCCUGUGUCGGGUUAGCCACUUCCCGGUCUGGUCCUCUGUCUAGAUCUACGUAGUUCUGUAACCUCUGGACUCAUCCAACUAACAAAAUAAGUCCUGUUUAGGGAUGGAUGAAUCUGCAUAUUUUGGUUUCUUCCAGUUUCUCAUUUUCCCAGUCUUAAUUUAGAUUGCCCCAUUCCCACAUACAUUUCCCUACCCCCAAAAUGGCAAUAUGAAAAUUCAUACUUGUUUUUUGUGCUCAUUUCUGCUAAUAUGUACAUUUUUAUACACGUAUGUUUCUGGUAUAUGCAGUUUCAUGAGCAACUUUACCCAAAUGCAUUUCUAUACUUUAUUUUGUGUGCACAUUUCACGAAUAUGUGGAUUUUAACUUUUAUUGCUUGGCUGGAGAACUGCAUUGCAAAAUUCAGAGAAAUGUGUUUCAGUUUGCAUAUUCGCCUUUGGAAGCACAAACUCUGUAAGCUGGCAUUAAAAUGUGAAUUGAACCACUUUCUUCCCCUAGCCUGACUGAAUUCAGUGAGUCUGAAGUCAGUGUCUUUAUGACUGUAGCCCUACAGCUCUCCCCUACUCUUGUCUGUUGACAAAGGUCAAGGUGUCAGUUAAAGCAUGAAUCCCGCCUAGCUUCUAUCUGUUGUGUCAUCCCUUACCUUGGGACAUAGGUUUGAAGUACAAAAUCUGCUGGACCUGGUGCCUCUAACUCCUCUCUCCUGCUCUUUCCUUCCAAGUGGGACUCCAUCAACGAAAUGGAUGAAUUCUUCAACCCCAUCCACACCUACCAAGUCUGCAAUGUCAUGUCCCCCAACCAGAACAACUGGCUGCGGACUAGCUGGGUGCAGCGUCACGGGGCUCACCGGGUGUACGCAGAGAUCCGCUUCACCCUGCGGGACUGCAACAGCAUGCCAGGGGUCCUGGGCACAUGCAAGGAGACCUUCAACCUCUACUACCUCCAGUCGGACCGCGAUCUGGGCAGCACCCCCCGCGAGAGCCAGUUUGUGAAGAUUGACACCAUUGCGGCCGACGAGAGCUUCACCAACGUGGACCUGGGUGUCCGGCGACUCAAGCUCAACACAGAAGUGCGUGGCGUGGGGCCCCUGAGCAAAAGAGGCUUCUACCUGGCCUUCCAGGACAUUGGCGCCUGCAUUGCCAUCGUCUCGGUCCGAGUUUACUACAAGAAGUGCCCGGCCAUGGUGAGGAACUUGGCGUCCUUCUCCGAGGCAGUGACAGGAGCAGACUCCUCGUCCCUUGUGGAGGUGCGGGGCGAGUGCGUGGGGCACUCUGAGGAAAGGGACACCCCGAAAAUGUACUGCAGUGCUGACGGGGAGUGGCUGGUGCCCAUCGGAAAAUGCGUCUGCAGUGCCGGCUAUGAGGAGCAAAGGGAUUCGUGUCUGGGUAAGUCUGGAUGCGGGUUGUGCAAAACUACUGUUGCUGCUGUUGAGAAGGACGGAGGGAAGAGGCACUGGGAGAAAAUGUUUUGGGGCUGCUCUAUUUGGUCAGGUCCACUUCAAAGAACAGGGACAGGGUUGCCCCCCACCCCCAAAUUGCAGCUAAAAAAAAAGAAAUCACAAUAUUGCCUGACAAUGACCUGUGAGCUUCCAUCAGGGGCAGACUUCAGUAAUCUUUCAUAAUGCUAGGGUAAAUCUGGACAGAAAAGUUGUUGAGCUUUUUUGGCAAAAUCAUGAAAAAAAUUGCUGUUCUUCAGCACUGCCGCCAUGGGCUGCCGUAGGUCUAGAUUUGACCUAUUUCUGCCUGGACACUGCUGCCGACUGUGAUAUUAUGGAUAAGUCCAGGAAAUGGCAACCCUAGUAAUACAGUCCCCUGUGCAAGGCCAAAAUUUGGCACCCCCAAAUGGAUUAUGGGUUUCCUCAAUUUUAUGCCCCCUUAGCCCACACCACCCUAAAUCUGCUGCUGCUUCCAUAACCUGGAGGAUGUCAAGGUGUUGGUUAAAGGGAGCAAAAUAGGAAACCAGACAGAAGAGCUUAGUUCUCUAACAGCUUACAGCACGCAUCCUGGAGUCAAGGAUUAUUACAUUGUUUCCGGUUCCACUGCUGUCUACUUUCCCAGGACUUCUCGAGGUGGAAUUAGAAGCUGGAGGUCCUUCUGGGCCCACGUACAGUGCAGGAGUCAAUAACAAUGGAGAUACCCGAUUUGCUCCGAGUAGAGAUUGCCCUGAGCGCCAGCCUCACAUGCAUUGAUUAUUUGGCUCUAUGCCGAGCGGCCUCCCUUCCAGCUGUGUGCGUUUGGCUCUGCUCCAGGGCCUUCCCUUGGGGGCUCUGGCCACUUCUGGGCUCCAUCAGCCGGCCGUUUUUUCUGCAGCCCUGCCUUUCCUUUGGAGGAAAUUUCCUCAGCAAAGAAAACAAAAGCAAAGUCAACAGAAACAGAGCUAUCUCCUUAAUCCAUCGCCGCCGAGCACUUGGAGGAAGACGGAGGCGUUUUCCCCGAGUGUCCGUGGGCUCUGGGAAGACGGCUGCAGCUUGCAACUGUAUAAACGACGAUAAGGAGGCAGCAGCUGUGCAGAAGGCAGCAGUACACACUGCCCUGAGGCUACAUGUGUACAACAGGCGACUUGACUGGGGUCCUCAUAGGAGGCUUUGUUUGCUUUCAGUUUCUUUCAGGGGGGAAAAAGCUCUAUUUAGAGGAGCAGAGCUUUGACUUGGCAAAUAUGAAAAGGCGGCUUUGUUUAGAGGCGGGGGGAAUGUGAACAGCAGGAUUGACAAUACCUUGCACAAGGUUACCUCUGGCAAAGUCACGCAGGGAAGGACACGGCUAAGCUAGACAGAUGCCCGUCUUCACUUGCCCUGGAUACAUUGCAAGUUCGGAAGUCACAUAGGCUGUGAACCAGGUAAAGCAAAGAGGGAACUUCCUGGCCAGAGGCUGAAUGUGGCCCUUCAGGGUUCUGUAUCUGGCCCUCAAGACUCUCCCUAGGCCACAUUCCCUCUCCACAAGCCACAGCCCUCGUUGGCGCUGCUAAUGUUUAAUUAGGUCUUGAAAUCAUAAUUAUGAUAUAGGAAGGAGAGGACUGGGGAAGGAGUCCUCCUCCUCCUCCAGAUUGCCCCCUCAACAGCUGUUGAGUGGAGGGGUGAUACGGAGGGUAGGCAUCAGGCAGGAAAGUGAAUGUCAGGUCAGGCAGGCAGGGGUGGGACUAGAUGACCGCUGGGCACCCCUUCCAACUCUGCAAUUCCUUUGUUGUAUAUAUAUUCUUUGCUAGCAAUUUCCCCUAAAAUAGAACUCCAGUUCUUCCUUUUCAGUCAUGCCCUGGAGUUUUUCCUGUCAUGCACCUGAGGUCUCAUGAGGUCACGUGGGCAUCACUGCAAUAGGGGCAGUUGGAGAAGACCCUUCAGAGAAAAUAUGAUGGUCUGGGGAGAUAUAAGUGGGGGUGGAGAGAGAGAGAGAGAGUCAGAGAAUCAGAGAAUCCUCCAAGUCCCCUGUCCCUGAGCUGUGAAGGGACUAAAGAUCAAAAACAGCACCUUGGACCCCCCAAAAACCUGGGAUUAUGCUGAACACAGGUACAAGUUCUCUCUCUGCAUGUGUGAAGUAAUAUACUUGGUACAGCUUAGCUAUCUGUGUACACGGGUGCACAGAUAGUGCAUGCAUUGAAUUGAACAUGCAAACACCUCUUAGUAAGAAUUAUUUAUUUACAGGGUUUUUAAAAAUUGCUAUGAUUCUGAUAGUUUGAGAAGUUAGUGUUUUUCUUCUACAGUUAAGACCCUGUGCAGAAAAAAAUGAAAAGAGCAACACUGCACAAUUCUUUCUAUCAAAUGUAAACCUUGGUAGCGGGCUUGUUUUUUAGGAAGCACAACAGACCUAGUAUGCCUUGCCUUGUUGCCAGUAAAAGGGAAUUGCUUCAAUGGUGCCUUAUCGCUGCUUUCACACAGCAGUUGAACCUGUUUCCCCAAUGUCUCCCCAACUUCCACACUACAUCUGAGCUUUCACCCAAAGUCAAAGCCAUUCCUGGAAAUACUGUGCAAAUUUAGUGCUCGUUUCUGUGUUGUUUGCAAAGCAUCCUCCCUCCCCCCGGAAGCAAGUAACACAUGAACGAGUGCUAAACAUGUGCUAUAUUCUGCUACAUUUCUGGAAGUGGCUUUUACAUUGUGUGGAAGCCCAAAUAUAAUGCGUAAAUUAGCAGUUAGGGAAGCAUCGGGUAAUGGAACACAGUUUCAUAUUAAUGCAACCUUAAUUGGUGACACUUAAACCCUUUCCUUUUUCUGGCAGCAAAUUUGUGAAGACCAGAGAUUCCAUGUUUGUUGGAUGCUACAUUUGAACAACAGUGCGAGUGCACAGGUUCACCACUUGUGUAUACAGGCACGCACAUUAGCACACUCAUUGAAUGUGGUGUCCCAGUCACAGUUAAAGCACUCUUAGCCUGGACUUAGAAUCAUAGUGUUGUAGAGUUGGAAGGGACCCCAAGGAGUCAUCUAGUCCAAUCCCCUGCAAUGCAGGAAUGUCAGCUACAGCAUCCAUGGCAGAUGGCCAUCCAACCUCUGCUUAAACACCUCCAAGGAAGGAGAGUCCACCACCUUCCAAGGGAGACCGUUCCUCUGUUGAGCAGCUUUUACUGUCAGAGAGUUCUUCCUGAUGUUUAGCCGGCUCUUUCAGUAGAGAAAAGAAUUGGCGCUGCAAGAUUGAUAACCCAAAUCAACUGGAAUUGGAAAUUCCUCGUUCCGCCGUUUUAAUUGUCAGAACGAGAUCCCACACUGCUGUCACCCUGGGUAAUAUUUCAUUCCCUGCCAUUGGGACAGGAUGAUGUAAACCCCACUUUGUAGUCCUAAUCAUCUUUCUAUAAAUAUCAGAGAAAUUCAAUUUUUUUGGGCAGGGGAAGAAAUUAAACCUUUACCUUCGUGGUAGCAUCCUAAUGUGACUCCAAAUUAAUUCCCCAUUCCUUCUCACAGCUAGGCAUCCUAUUUCUUAAAGAUGUUUGCACAGCUAAGGACUUCUUUAUAGCUUUAAUGUUUACCUAAGAAAGGAGCUUCCAAGGCAGCGGAAGAGGAGACAUAGGAUAGUGCCUGUUGCUGGACUGAGACUGUAAAGGAAGUUGAUCACCCCUCCUGUGUUUGCUGGAAAUUCCUGAAAGCAUCACAGUCUUGCUGUGGCUAUGCAUUUUUCUUAAGGGUCAGGCAGGUGGCAGAACCAAGAGCCCCACGGACCAGACUGGCUCCCUGUGCUACCAAGACUGUCAGUCGGUCACAAAGCAAAUUUCCAAAUUGCUGUCAUGUUGUCACCUCUCCCUAGUCUUUUCUCUAAAUUAAAAUGUUCCAAAUACCUUUCCUUGGAGGGGGAGGUGACACCAACCCCUUGAUCAUUUUGGUUGACUUAUUUUGAACCUUUCCCAGCUCCUUUCUGAGGUGACAUGACGAGAUUUUGUACAGGUCACUUGUAAUUAUUUUACUUACUUGAUUGUAAGAUUGUGGCUGGGUGGAAAUAAAUAAAUCAAUGGAAAGUGAAGGAAACCAAUUUUCCAUUCAUUUAUUCCCCUGCCCCCGCACAACUCUGCAAUUGUGGGCUUACCUGGCUUGGGGAAGGAGCUUGCAAGGGCUCUGGCAGCAUUCCAGAGCCCACUUUCCGGGGUUCCCGGCUUUACACAUUUUUGCAUAUAUACAUAGACCCCCGGAACCUAACACUCACUUAAGACAUACGUUACUUGUACACAGUAUUCCAAAUGCACCAUUGACUGAUAUAACGCCAUUAUGAUAUCAGCACUUUUGCUUUCAAUUCCUUUUCCUAAUGAUCCCUUAAAAAGGGUGUGAAGCAAGGCUGGUGAGGGGUGUGGUUUGGGGAAGAGGGUGUGCUGAGUGGGUAGAGCCAGCCCUAGGAAGAGGCAGAGUGAGGCAGCUGCCUCAGGCGGCAAAUGCUAAGGUGCAGGGAGAGGACAGAGCUGCGAAUGCCAUGUGCUCUGCCCUGUACUCUGAUAUUGGCAAAAAGAUGCUGUCUUUUUGUAUCUAGGGCGGGCUAGAUACAAAAGAAUUUUCCCUUAGCCCUGCAACUGCUCCGAUAGCAUAAGCCUUGCAAGCCUGGUUCGCUGGAGAGUUUAGCAUUUCACAGGGAUCGUUGCUUGAGCCCUUCCAAAGGCUCCCAGCCACGGCUGUGUCACUUAUGCUAAGCAGGCUGCGACCCCCAUGCCAAUCAGAGGUAAAGGGACUGAACCUUGGGGCCGCCCCUGCCAUCCCUCAGGAGCCAUCGCCUUCAGAAAGAGCACAGAGGGGAGACCUGAGCUCCUGCUUCAGAGUCUCUCUCAUCCCUUGCAGGUCACCAGAAGGCACGUCCCCAGAGGCGAGGGCCUGUCACAGAGGCCUGGGUGCUGUCAGCUUAGUACAACCGGGCUACCUUCCUCGGAGCCUCCUACCCCCUCAACUCUCCCAGGGUUUUCUCUCUGUAUAAUAAACUGACAGUCAAAGAGAGGCUGGAGUUCAUCCAUCAAGCGUCAGCUUCCCCAGCAGACAAGCAGUCCAGGAAGGGAAAGGGCAGGGAUGGGGAAACCUCUGGCCCAUAGGUCUGAUUUGGCACACAGUGUGGCCAAGCCAAGCCCUGCUGACCCACACCUUUCCAAGCAGUGAUGAUGCCUAGCACAGGGUUUGGUGCAAGGCCCAGACAUCAGCUCAUAGGAGCCAACUCCUAGGGGUUGAGGUCCCUUCGUCUCUCCCCCCUCCCUAAUAAAAUAUUUGAGGGGUCUGGGCUCCCCCAAAGUUAAUGGGCAUUGUCAUUCAAAUGGUGUGUGUCUUGUGAUCAAUUAUGCAGGGUGGAGCUUACCUGCAACUCCCCCCAUCUUUUAUGCAAAUUGGCACCCAUGCAUCAGCUGUAGAACCUGGUCAGUUUCCAGCAGUGCCUUGUCCUUGCUGUUCCCUAGGAAGCAGGCCACAUUGCUAAAGACCCUGUUCCUUUAGCCGUGGCUAACCAAAGGCUGGGGUUGAUGAUGGGGGUGUUGCUGUGGUUGCAGCUUUUGCUGUUGCUGCUUGGAAGGAGAGCAGACUAGUGAGUGCCAGAAGGCGAACAAAGACCCCGCUGUUUUGUAAGCCAUUUUGAUAUUGUCAUAGAUUUUUUGGGGGGGGGCACACACACACCAAAUCCUAGAAAUUAAUAAAUGGUAGGAUUUUGAUUAAUUGGGGUAUGGAUGAAAAUACAAGCCGUAGAGGAAUUCCCAAAGUAGCCUGUGCAAAAACAACCUGGCCAAGCUAGGCGUUGAGAGCUACUGGCAAUGCAAGAGAACUGUCCUCCCCAUGUGAACAGAGAUGGGGGGGGUGUUUGGAAGGUUGACAGUAAAAGGGAGUCUUUCGCAAAAGUUGCUGGGAAGAAGAAGGAGAGGGAGGAAAGACCGGGAUCCAUCUCAGACAGGUUGGCUGCAGUGCUAACAAAGAGAGAUGCCUUGGACUCCAGGGCUGCACUGCCCUUCUUGAAAUGACCAUGCUGUAAAAGCCAGACUCCUUCCAUGCAGACUGAAGGUGUAAAUAAGUGAAUAAACCAUAUUUCUUCAAGCUCCGACAGUCUCCAUUGUGUCUUAAUUCUCCAAAAGUCGACAGACCCUGGGUGUGUGCCUGGAAGCCCCUGGGAUUUUGUCAUCGCUCGGCAGAGAGUGAGGGGUGGCACCCAACUUUUGUAGCAAUAUAUUUUAAGGAACUGCAGAUUAUCAAUAUUCCAGUAAGUCAAUGAUAGACCCUUGACACUUGGAGUUCACAAUCACAGAAUGUGAGGGUGGCAGUGCAUACAUUUGCCUCCUAUGGCAAAAUUUGUAGAUCCGGCUCAAGGACCUAUUCCUGCCAGGCAAAAACACACAAGCAGGGUGAAAAGAAGGGCCAGAGAGGGGUGUGGUCUGGGGAGAGUCCCAAGAGCCAGACAGAGAGUCCCAGAAGCCCAUUCCUGCCUUAGCUAAAACCAAAGGGAAGCCAAAUAGUAAAUAAGGUUGAACAGUGGAAUUUGCAAGAAGGGUGUGUGAUGGUUACAGGCUCUGAACCUGGCAAUGAGUGGGUGGAUGGAAUGAGCCUGUCUUGUUUUUCUUUACUCCUGUGCUGAGCUGCUCUGAAUGCAGCCUUUGUGUCCCCAAAGUCCUUUCAUAUUCAUGGUGCAGCCCCCGCCCCCCUGAACUCUGAGCUGGUACCCAGCAGAGUGGUUCUCACUUUGCUAUCAUCUCUUUGACAGACAGGCCUGCCUAUCAUUUCAGCCAUCCCACCGACUUAUUAGCAGAUGUUCUCCUGUCUCUCAGAAGAGCGAGCAGGAGGACAAACGGACCAUGCUGCAGAUGGCUUGGCUGGGCCCUCCCACCCACACUCGUCCCCCUGCGCUUUGGGAGAUGAGCCUGUCAGCUCCCAAGGCAGGAGGACGCGGCAGGUGGCAGCUGGUUACAUAGAGAGAUGGGUGGGAAGAAGGAAAGCAGUGAGGGAAAAGGGCAGGCAAGAAGAAACAGGAGACAGAGGGAAGACUAUGGGGAAGGUGGUAGGGAAAUGAGCAAACCUAGAAAACAAAUGCGUACUCCAAAUGUCAUGGGAUCUGCAGAACAGCCUUAGGGCAUCUUCUGAGACCGUAGGAAGAGCUCUGCUGGGUCAAGUCAAAGGACCAUCUGCUUCAGGAUCCUGUCCCAUAGUGGUCAACCAGACACCCAUUAUGGGAAGUCUGCAAGCAGGACCUGAGUUCAAGAGAAACUCUCCCUGCCUGUGACUCCCAGAAACUGGUAUUCAAAGGCUUCAUGUCUCUGAUAGUGGAGGUGGAACAGAGCCACAUUGACUAGCAGCCAUUGCUACUCCACACACACACACACACACACACACACACACACAUUAAAUUUUCUGUUUUACAAUUUAAAAUACUGAUUUUACAUCCUUAAAAAUCUAUGACUUCCAUUCUUCUCUUUCCAUGGUUCGUUUUACAUAUCAUAAAUCCCUGCAUAUUUUACAAAAACUAUACCAUUCAGUAUUCCAUUAUUUUAUCCAUCAAAACUUGUUUACACUGUUGAAUUUAUCUUAAUGCUGCCAGCAUUUUCAGCUGCACACAAUUUCCCCCCAUAUAUUCAAUAAACGUUUUCCAAUCUUCUUUAAAUGUAUGUUCUUCUUGUUCUCUUGUUCUAUAUGUUAAGUCUGCAAGUUGUGCAUAUUCUGUCAACUUAAGUUGCCCUCCUUCUUUGGUUGGGACCUCACUCGUUUUCCAUUUUGGGGCUAACAAAACACAGGCCACAGUAGUAGCAUACACAAAUAACCCCUUUGAGCACCUGGGAAUUUCAGUCUGAAUUAUCCUUAACAGAAAGGAUUCUGUGUUUUUUAAAACAUUUUUUCCCAAUUCAUUAUGGAUCAUUUCGCAAUAUUCUUUUACAAGUCCAGCAAUUGCUACUCCUUAUCCUCUCAGAAUCUGAACAAUCAUUUUUCAAAAGGAGAAUACAAUGCAUCAGAACAAAGAGAUCCCUGGUGGAUCAAGCCAGUGGCCUAUUAGGACCAGCUUCCCUUUCUUAUGAAAGCCAAGCGAGAUGCACCCAGAAAUUCUGCAAGCAGGAAUUGAGUGAGACAUCACACUCCCCAAUUAUGAUGCCUAGCAACUAGUAUUUGGGGGAGUGGCUCUUUAUUGAUGAAUGGGAAUGAGUGGUGGAUUGGGAAGACCAUGCCUUCAAAACUCAGAUUUCCAGAAACUAAACCAACCAAUUAAAAGCUAGAGAGACAAUGUGGUGUAGUGGUUAUAGCAGGGGUGGGGAACCUGAGUCACAUGGGUGACAUGUGGACCUCCAGACCUUUAUAUCUGGCCCUUGGGACUUUGCAAAGGCAUACCCCUCAGCCCUCUUUGCUGCCUCCUUGAGUGUUUUUGCCUGGCUGGAAUAUGCCCUGGAGAUCUGAUGGUGCCUCUUGCAUACACUGAUGGAGGGACAGACAGGGGUGCCUGUGAAGAAACUAGCCUACGGUACCCAAAGUGAAAUUUGCAGUUACCUUUUCCUAGUUUCCCCAUAGGACAAAAUCAAUGAGGAGUCAUCUGAAUGGUAACGGGCUGCUUUUCCACAGUGUCGCAUCGGCAGCAAAAGUUAUGGCUGCCCAGGGAUCUGCCACAGUGGGAGCUAAAGCACUGACCUGCUGGUCUUCUGCCUUCUCAUCUCUCUCCUUUCUCCUUUCCCCCCCCUCUAGCCUGUCAACUGGGUUUCUACAAGUCUUCCCCCGGGGAUCAGCUGUGUGCCACCUGCCCUGCCCACAGCUAUUCCGAGACCCAGGCAGCACAGGUGUGUCGCUGUGAGAGCAACUUUUACAGAGCAGCGCAGGACCCUCCUUCAGCAGCCUGCACACGUACGUACUUCAUCCGCCAACCCACCCUCAAAUUGCAUGUGUUCCUGGACAACCCAGACCCUUACUGCGAGUCUCAGUCAGAUAAAAGAGGAUAAUUCGCAGGAUACUGACGAGCACCCUGUAGCCGCAAAGAGAGGGAGGAGCCAGAGCCAACAAAUGUUAAGUGUGGUGUACUGUAGUGGUUAAGGGACGCUGGUGGUGCUGUGGGUUAAACCACAGAGCCUAGGGCUUGCCGAUCAGAAGGUCACCGGUUCGAAUCCCCGCAACGGGGUGAGCUCCUGUUGCUGGGUCCCUGCUCCUGCCAACCUAGCAGUUCGAAAGCACAUCAAAGUGCAAGUAGAUAAAUAGGUACCGCUCUGGCGGGAAGGUAAACAGUGUUUCCGUGCGCUGCUCUGGUUCGCCAGAAGAGGCUUAGUCAUGCUGGCCACAUGACCCGGAAGCUGUACGCCGGCUCCCUUGGCCAAUAAAGCGAGAUGAGUGCGCAACCCCAGAGUUGUUUGCAACUGGACCUAACAGUCAGGUGUCUCUUUACCUUUACUGUAGUGGUUAGAAUGUCAGACUAUGACCUCAGAGACCAGGGUUCGAAUCCCUACUUGGCCCUGCAACUCACUGAAUGACCUUGGGCCAGUCACUGCCUUUCAGCCUAACCAAUCUCACAGGGUUGUUGUGGGGAUCAAAUGAGGAGGGGCAGAACCAUUUACACCACCUUGAGCUCCUCAGGGGGUUGGGAAUGGUGGGAGGCAAAUAGAAUAAACAAUGAAUAAAAUAAAUAAUAAAUAAAUAAUACUGCACCCUUUGCACUAUUCAUAAUUGGCUUAGCUUCUCUUUCCAGCCUGUGAUUCAGAUUUCUUGGGAUCAGGAACAUCAGAAAUAAAUUAGCCUGAUACCAGAACGCAAUAAGGAAGUGAAGCAGCAUAACUUCAUAAAUACGAGGGCAGGGGUGGGUGGCUCAGGGGCCAAAUGUGGCCCUCAAGCUUUCUCUGUUUGGCCCUUGGAUUUCCACUCAGGCCACACCUCUCACUGCUUUACAUCUGAAGUAUUUUUGCCUGAGUAUUAUUAUUAUUAGUAGUAGUAGUAGUAAGAGUAAGAGUAAGAGUAAUAGUAAUAGUAAUAGUAAUAGUAAUAGUAAUAGUAAAUGAAUCCUCCUCCAAACAACCAUCCCAAUAUGAUUUAGACUAAACAUAAUUAAAGACAAUUAAAAAAGCAAAAAAAGAGAGCAAAUGCAUUUAAAACUGAAGCCAUGAGAAUAGACAUUUGUGGUAAAGACCUGUCUUGAAUUGUUUCCAGAAAGUGAAGAUAGUGGGUGCCCAUUGUAUCUCAACAGGAAUGCUAUUUCACAGAAUAGGGGCCACCACAGUAAGAGCCCUGCUAGAGUUACUGUGGAGAAUGUGUCCUUGAACUCUGAUAUUGCAUCUUGCAUGUCUGAAUGGAAGAUAGAGAGGAUCAUGUGAGUGUGUGUUGUCCCGCCCACCUUUGCCUCUGGCUCCACCCACUCCAAUUUCACUUGCGCACUACUUGGAAGAUUGUUUUGAUCCAGCAGUCCGUGCAUUUCCUAAAUAAAUAAGAUAAAACAGAAAAGAUGAUAAACCCCAUAAACUAAAGCAAUAAAACCAUUUCUACAAUUGUAAAAUUGCUAUAAAAUAACCAGGUUGCACUCCCUUCUUCAACCAAAAUGUCUUCAACAACAAUGUCAAAACAUCAAAAUUGUCUAAUUCCAGCUGCAAACUAAGCAUAUAUGGUCCCUAGCUCAUAUCGGGUUGCCAUAUUUUUUAGGGAAAUCACCAAAAACCAACACUUCCGAUGCAACACACCCCAAUUUAUCUGCUUACGAAUACGGUGAAGUGCUUUUAAACUGUUUUCCUGCCAGAAUGAAAUGAGAUAAUGAAAGUGGACUCUUCAAGCUCUUAUGGUUGCAAAGUGGCUUACAGGAAGAUAAACACCCACCAUCCAUAACUCACUGGGCUUGAAAAUCUUCCUGCCAUUUCUACAUUCGAACGUAUAUCUUAUAAUUGCCAGUCUAAUUUGCAUAUCUAUUUGGGCAUGUGGACUGCUUAUAUUCAAGAAUAUGCCUAAAGCAGGAUUGAUAGAUAGUUCUUAAUUGUGAGCUGAUGUUUCUUUCUUCUUUCUUUCUGUUACAUUACAUAUCUCUGCAAUGAUAGUCCUACUCAGAGUAGGCCCAUUGAAAUAAAAGAAUACGGCAAAAGGCUCAUCCAUACUUACCUUUGCUCUGUGGUUUUCUAGGUACAGGUCUGAGCUUUCCAGAUUUGUGUCUGAGUGUUUUUCUUUUUGUUUGAUUUCGUCCUGGUACGUUCCUCAGGAAAACCUGCUUUUUCUUGCUGAAUUGGAGCAAAUAGCAACCUGGGAAAAACCUGAUAAAUGCAGCUUUCCCCAGGGAAACCUCCAGAACAAGAAAAUCCCACCUGGACAUGGACUCCUAGAAAGGCCGGAUCUAUGUAUAGAAUUCACAGAGCAAAGUUAAAUAUGGAUGAGCCCUAACUGAAGGCCAUUGAUUUCAGUGGGUCUUCUCUGAGUAGAACUUAGUUGGCUACAACCAUUUUUUAAACACACAUACACAGGGCAGAGGGACGCGGGUGGCACUAUGGUCUAAACCACAGAGCCUAGGACUUGCCGAUCAGAAGAUCGGCGGUUCGAAUCUCCGCACCGGGGUGAGCUCCCGUUGCUCAGUCCCUGCUCCUGCCAACCUAGCAGUUCGAAAGCACAUCAAAGAGCAAGUAGAUAAAUAGGAACCGCUCCGGCAGGAAGGUAAACAGUGUUUCCGUGAGCUGCUCUGGUUCGCCAGAAGUGGCUUAGUCAUGCUGGCCACAUGACCCGGAAGCUGUACGCUGGCUCCCUCGGCCAAUAAAGCGAGAUGAGCGCCGCAACCCCAGAGUCAGUCACGACUGGACCUAAUGGUCAGGGGUCCUUUUACCUUUACCUUUUUACACAGGGCAGAUCAGUUCAAUAGGCUGUUUUCACCCAACUUUGUCUCAAGUAGAUAUGCUUUUACAGUCCCUGCUACCUUUAGAAUUAUGAUGAUUUUACUGGCAAUGGUGAGGAUUGAACCUGCAAACUUGUGCAUGCCAAGCAUGUGCAUUUCACGAAAGGUCUGAGCCACCUGAGGGACCUGCCAAGCAGGAAGCUCCUCUGCUAGUCUUAAGGGCUUCAGCCUUUCUGUCUGUCAACUGGUUUUCCUUUAGAUAAUAUUAAUAACAAAAAAAGGUCUUCCCCUGGGAGCCAGCAGCAUGCUCAAUGUUGUUUGCACACUUAUUCUGGUCAAAACGGUGUGGCAUUUCCAAAGGGAGAUAAAAUGAAACCCCAAUGUGAAAAUUUGAAAGAGGAUCUGAUGUGGUCCAUGAAAAAUUCCCUGCCCUAAAAAAUAGUAAUAUUAUUUUCCUGCCCUAAAUAGUAGUAAUAGUAGUAUUAGUAAUAGUAGUAGUAGUAGUGGUAGUAGUAGUAGUGUUCUAUCAGUUAUAUAGAUUAUAAUGGUCUAUCAAUUAUAUUUCGGCAUUUUGGAUUUCAAGGUUAUGCAUCCAUGUUUGUAUAUUUUAAUUGUAAGAGUCAGAGAGGAUGCCAUUUCGCUGCUCCAGUAUCCUUGGUAGGUAAUUAUCCAGCCUUUGCUUAAAAACCUCUAACAAAGGAGAACCCAUCACUUUCCAAGACUUUCCACCAUUGAACACCUUGUACUAGUCCUCAAAGGAGCCUGCAAAAAUCCAUCAAAGGAGUGAAAAUUGCUUUGCAAAAUAUGUAUGCGUUAGGGAAAACAGUGUACGAAAACAUUAGGAAGAUUUCGCCGUAAAGCGCUGGUGCAUUUUCACAAGAACUUGCUUUUUUAAAGCUGAUGUGGACAGCUUAAGAGUAGAAAAAUGAGAAACAUUUUUUUAAAAAGCAAAAUUCUCAGAUUUGCAGGCCAAAGAUAAAAGGGGGGCAGAAUUUGCAAGAGGGGUGAGGCAGAGGAAGGGAGCCUGUCUCAUUUUAGGAGCAGGAGACCCAUGCAAAUCUAUUUGCAUCUCAUUGCAAUUUUUCUUUAGAUGGACGUACAAAUCCCAUCAUUUGCUUGAAGAAAUUAUUUUUGCGGUCAGGAAGAUGCCUGUUGACAGGGGAGCAGAAAUGGUAAACAAAUGGGGGGUGGGGUGGCAAGGACCCAGAGUCCUACUUACUUGGACAGUUAGGGUAGCUUGCAUUUCUAUGCUUCUCUGUUUUUAAUCCUGUGGUCAGAAGGAGUGACCUUAGCUUGAUGCCAGAGCACAUGCACUGCAUGCAGAAGGGCCCCAGUUCAAGCUGGUGCUGCCAAUUAAAUAAGGGUUAUUGUGAAAUUGAAUGGGGGAGGGAGAGAAUACACACACACACACGCACACACACACACACACACACACACACACACCCCACCUUGAGCUCCUUGGAGAAAGAAGUGGAAUAUAAAAUGCAAUAAAUAAACACUACGAAAACAUUUUGAAUAUUCGUAUGCAAGUUGCUGGAUGAUUUUUGUCUCUGAAUUCUCAUUUGGAUGAGCUCUUGAGUGAGCCCAAGCACUGGAAUACACCUGACUGUCUCUAAAUAGUUAGAGCUAGUAGAAAACUCACCUGUCACCAGGCACGCCACACCCUUUAUCUCCUACAAACAUCUGCCCGGUUGACAAUCUUAUACGAUCAAUUACACACGCGCACACACACAUGCAAACAGCAGAUUUAAACACCUUACACUGAGAUUGUGCACCUGUGCAAGCCAAUGCAUUGUUUUGCAGCCCAUUUCCCUGGCUCAAAAAGAGGGGGCAAUAUCCCUAUACCCAUGUGCAACAUUUGCCCCCCGCUCCCUUCAUGCUUGAGCAUUGACCAUGCUGGUUGGGGUGGAUGGGAACCCAACAUCAUCUCAAGCAGUAGCCAAAGCUGUGCCCUCUGGAUGCCCCGGGGCUGAUGGGACUUGUAGUCCAGUAAUAUCUGGAGGGCACCAUCUUGGCUAUGCCUCAUCUGGAGAGCUGCACGUUCCCCACUCUGGGACAGGGUUAUAUGUCUACAGGAGCAGAGGAGAGGAUACGGGGGGGUCUGCCUGCAGACCUCUUCUCCCAUCAUGUGGGGACAGCCGUUCCAUCAGACUGCCUUGGUGGAAGAGAUAGGAAUCAGAAGGCUCAUUGCAUCAGAUUUGCUGGAGGCCUGGCUCCAUCAGGCACCUCCUGCUUUUGAACUGUGCCAGCUGGCACAGGAACAGCUGUUCAAAAAUUGGUGCCUGAGGUUUGGCUUUGGUUUUUCUCUUUUCCCCCAUCCCGUUUCCCUUGUGCGUUGUGUUGCGUGUGUGUGUUUUAAGAUGAUAACGCUGUUUUAAUGGAUUGCAGGCUGGGAUCUUUUUUUUGACUGAAGAACAGGGUAAAAAGGACCCCUGACCAUUAGAUCCAGUCGUGGCCGACUCUGGGGUUGCGGCACUCAUCUCGCUUUACUGGCCGAGGGAGCCGGCGUACAGCUUCUGUGUCAUGUGGCCACCAUGACUAAGCCGUUUCUGGCAAAACCAGAGCAGCGCACAGAAACGCCGUUUACCUUCCUGCCGCAGCGGUACCUAUUCAUCUACUUGCACUUUGACGUGCUUUCAAACUGCUAGGUUGGCAGGAGCAGGGACCGAGCAACGGGAGCUCACCCCAUUGCAGGGAUUCGAACCGCCGACCUUCUGAUCGGCAAGUCCUAGGCUCUGUGGUUUAACCCACAGUGCCACCCGCGUCCCUGAAGAGCAGGGUGCAAAUGCCCCAAAUAAAUAAACAAAUAUUAGGACUGUUAUGGAAGUUCCUUCCAACUCUCCCUCCAUGACCCUGCGCUCCUCUUGAUUGUUUCUAGGUCCUCCCUCUGCCCCCGUGAACCUUCUUUCCAGCGUGAAUGGCACCUCCGUCACCCUCGAGUGGUCCCCGCCUCUGGACAAAGGCGGCCGCAGUGACAUCCUCUACAACGUCCUCUGCCGCCACUGCCUGUGGGAUUCUGGCCAGUGCGAGGCCUGCAGCCCUGGCAUCCGCUUCCUGCCCCAGCCAGUGAACCUGGCCCAGGGAUCCCUGGCUGUCACCAACCUCCUGGCCCACACCAACUACUCCUUCUGGGUGGAGGCCGUCAAUGGGGUCUCCGACCUGACCCUCGAGCCACCGAAAUUUGCUGCCGUCAACAUCACCACAAACCAGGCAGGUAGGAGAUGCCCUCCCCCUGCUUGCCCUGCCAGACUGGCUUUCAGCUUCUGCUUAGCCUGCUUCUCAGGGCUGAACAUUGUGGAUCUCACUGAAUGGGCAAAGAGGUUUUUAUGGCAGGAUCAGGCAUGUAAGAAGCUGCCUUAUACUGAGUCAGUCACCUGGUCCAUUUAACUCAAGUGUUGUCUACUCAGUGUUGUUCAGUACAGUGGUACCUCAGGUUAAGUACUUAAUUCAUUCCGGAGGUCCGUUCUUAACCUGAAACUGUUGUUAACCUGAAGCACCACUUUAUUUAUUUAUUUUAUAAAAUAUUUAUUAAAGUUUAAACAUUGCAAAAAAAACAGAAGCAAAACAAAAGAAAAAUAUGAGCAAUAAACAAUUACAAAACCUCAAAAACAAAAAUAAAUACAGAAAUACAAAACAUCAACAAUACAAAAAAAGAAAAGAAAAGAAAAGCAUUAAAAAGAAAAAGAAAAACCCAACAAAGAACAAGCAAACAUACAAAAGAACCACAUAUUUUCAUAUCCUUAUCUUUCAUUUGCUUAUUUCCUCGACUUCCUCACACCUCCUUUUUUGUAUUCUAGUUCAAUUAAAUAUUCCAGCAAGUCCUUUCCCUCUUUCACAAAUUUAGUUCCAUGAUUUAACUUAACGCAAUUUUAAACUUAAAUUUACCUCUUUACCCAAUGUCAAUCUAUUCAUACUUGAUUUUUUAUAAUAUUUCUACUAAAGUCAUAUAACUUCUUUCCAGCAUCUUUCUAACAUUCAUUAAUUUUGGAAUAUUUCUGUAAAUAAGCUUAGGUAAAUCUCCAGGACCGGAUGGACUGACUUCUAGAUACUACAGAACUUUGAAAGAAUGGUUAAUACAACCAUUAAAGGAAGUCUGUAAUGAAAUAUUGGAAGGGAAAAGGGCACCUGAGUCGUGGAAAGAAGCAUAUAUUACACUUAUACCAAAAUUAGAGUCUGAAAAGACGCAACUCAAAAACUACCGUCCCAUAUCACUGCUUAAUGUGGAUUAUAUUUUUGGCUAAAAGACUAAAAAAGGUGUUAGCAGAAGAAAUCCAUAAAGACCAAGCGGGCUUUCUCCCGGGCAGGCAUUUGUCUGAUAAUACGAGGAAUAUAAUUAAUAUUUUAGAAAAGCUACAAGUGAAGAUUAAUACAAAAGCGGUUUUGAUUUUUGUGGACGCGGAGAAAGCCUUUGACAAUAUUUCUUGGAGUUUUAUGAAGAAGAAUUUAUCGGGGAUGGGGGUUGGUAAAAGUUUUGGAAAUGGUAUAGGUGCAAUUUAUUCAGAACAAAGGGCUAAAUUAAUAGUGAAUAACGUAGUGACGGAAGAAUUCAAGAUUGAGAAAGGAACACGACAGGGUUGCCCAAUCUCUCCAUUGCUUUUUAUUUCGGUCCUGGAGGUUCUGUUAAAUAUGAUUAGAAGGGACCAAUUGGUUAAAGGUAUACAAGUGGGAGCUAAACAGUACAAACUGAAAGCAUUUGCAGAUGACUUAGUACUGACUUUACAGGAGCCAGAAUCAAGCACGAAAAGAGUACUAGAAUUGAUUCAAGAAUUUGGUCAGGUAGCAGGUUUUAAGUUGAAUAAGAUGAAAACUAAAGUCCUGGAGAAAAAUCUGAACGUGAUUGAGAGAGAGAAGUUCCAGAGAGAGACAGGUCUGACAUUGGUUAAGAAACUGAAGCACCACUUUAGCUAAUAGGGCCUCCUGCUGCUGCCAUGCCGCCGGAGCACGAUUUCUGUUCUCAUCCUGAAGCAAAGUUCUUAACCCAAGGGACUAUUUCUGGGUUAGUGGAGUCUAUAACCUGAAGCGUAUGUAACCCAAGGUACCACUGUACUGGCACCGUUCCCCCCUAAAUGUUAGAAGUGUGGCAAUUAACGUAACAACUUCAUAGUGAGUAUCAGUAUCUUUUUUCUAAAAAAGGAAAAGAAAAAAGCACUGGCUGGAAUCCAUUGAGGUGCUCCCAAAGUGACCUCGGUCAGAUGUCCUUCAUCACCAGCUCCAUGUUAUUUCAGGUGGUUAUGUGGCCUACUUUACAGACAACAGUCCUCUCCUUGAAGGGCUGUGCAGAUCACGAGAAUUACCAUACCCUCCAAAAUUUCUCCAGUGAAAAUAGGGAUGUCCUAUUCAACAAUAACGAGACCAUGUCCAUCUGAAUGGGUUGCCCUAGCUACUAUGGGCAGCUUCCAUCAUAUAUAAAAACAUAAUAAAAUGUUUAAAAACCUUCCCUAUACAGGGCUGCCUUCAGACGUCAUCUAAAGGUUUUAUAGUUACUUAUCUCCUUGGCUUGGGGAGGUCACAUAACUCCAUACCCUCCAACGUUUCUCUGAUGAAAAUAGAGACAUCCUUAGGAUAAACAGACAUUCCAGGAUCAAAAUGGAAACUGGGAUGGCGUCUGUAAAUUUGGGGCUGUCCCUGAAAAAUAGGGACAUUUGUAGGGUCUGCUUUGUUGAAAGAUAAUGAACACAAAGAUGGAAGGGGCCUUGAUGUUGCCCAUCAAUGGCAUCUUUACAAUUGGCUGUGCAGGCACCCAGAUCACCUGGUCACAGUCUUCUCCACUCCUGUGCUAGGUAUUGCACUUCUAUUUAAAAUGCAGCAAUCAUUUCAAAAUGUGCAUUUCUGCAUAUGUAUGAGCCCUGGGUUCACCAACAGUUUUGGGCCCAUAUACACACAUUUGCAGACUGGAGAAACUGUUGGUGGGUACCAUGCACAUUGCAACCAAGCACACACUGCAACCCAUUUUAUUAGCAACAAUGGGACAUUUCUUUCAAGCCUAAUUUCAUGGGAUUCCACAGGUGCCACUCUGGCAACCCCCAAAUUGGCACGUGCAGAUUUUAUGCAACUGCUGCCCUCUUUGGACCUCCUUUUGCAUUUUGACAGGUCCUAGGUGCUUGCCUUCUCUCCUCUGUUACUUUUUGAUCCUCUUGAAAAGCAGCCUAGACUAGUGGCUAUCGCCACUCUUGUGACACUUAAUCCCACAAACUUGACUGAUUUCUAGAAAUUGCAUGAAGAAGUCCUUUCCUUCCAUGCAUCCUGAAUCUAUUGCCAACCAAUUUCCCAGGGUGAUCUCUUGCAUUCUAGUAUUAUGAGAGAAGGAGAAGAAAUCCUCUCUAUUUACUUCCUCCACACCAAUGAAAUAUAAUCCUCUUUCAUGUCCCUCCAAUAGCCUUUUUAAAAAAAAUAAUAAUAAUACAAUAAAAAGCAUUUCUUUGUGAGGAAGAUUCUUCAUCCUCUGUUCAUUUGGGUUGCCUUUUGUGACCUUUCCCACUUCCAUUAUUUUCUGCUUUUCUUUUCUUUUUCUUUCCCCUCCACGAUAGAACCAACCAGAACUCCAUCUCACAUACCUACCCUACUCUGGAUGUUUUGACCCAUUAAAAACAUUGCAGAUUAACAGAGCAAUCCUAUACAUGUCUGCUCAGAAAUGAGUUCAGUGGAGCAUAGCGCAAGGUAAGUGGGCAUAGGAUUGCAGCCUUAAUUCGUAGAGUCAUAGAAUUGCAGAGUUGGAAGGGACCCAAAGGAUCAUCUAGUCCAAUCGCUAACUGUUACUAUUAAUGAUGAGGAAGACCUGGAAAAAUAUACCUAAAAUAUCAUCUUACCCCUGACAUGCCUACUCUGCUUUUAUCAGGAGAUCACUUCUGUAUGAGAGAGCAAUCGUGCCUUUACGGUAGUGGCACCUCCUUUUUGGAAUUCCCUCCCCCUACAUAUCAGGCAUGGGCAAUCUCUGCAGAAAUGUUUUAUAUACAUACAAAAUGUCGUCUACAUAGCAAGAGCAAUGAUGAAUCGCUAAUUAUAGAAAGCAAGAAAAGGUCAACACACCAAUUUAUUGAGGAAUGAAGUACUCUUCCAAUUCAGAGUUGGAGUAUACUUUGCUGAAGAAUUUUUUCCAAUUCUCUGAAAACCUUCCUUUGUCAACAACACUUUCAGUGGCAGAUCUUUAUUCCAGACUGUGCCUGUAUCAAGCCUGAAACUGUUUUUGUUUUUUUUGUUUUUUUAACAUAUUAAAAUUAAUUUUGUUUUUGUAUCUGGAACUGUUUUUAAUUGUUUUGGUGGUUGGCAUUUUUGCCAUGAAGUCCCUUUGAGAUAUUCUAUGGGAAGUGAUUCCUAAAUGGAAUCAAAUAAACAAAUGGGAAAAUAUGCAACCUGAAUUGUAUAUGGGUGGAAAUCAGUGUCAUGUUCUUAUGGUUGUUAGGUGUUUUUAGGAAGUCACAAGGCAGGCACCCAUGGUAAGCCUUCCUGGAGUACUGAUGUCCUGGCAGUUGCCUGACAAUGCCACUAACUGGUGCUUGUUGUGAGAUUAAAUGCAGUCUCCCUCUUAUAGCAAUUGCUGUAUGGCUGAGCUUGGUCACCUAAGUCACCUAGAACCUCUUGACCCAUUCGACAAUGGUGGUCCACUAUGGCAGAUGGAACAGAACCCCACCAACCUCGGUCUCCUCUCGGCCAGCUUCUAUCUUUCUACUGUCUUACUUGCAAUCAAACAGGACGUGGGCCCACCUUGCAAUGGCUCUGGCUCCAUCUAUAGCUGGUCUCAUUGCUUUCUCCACUACCACCAUGGCCUAUCUCUGUCUCUCUGUCUCUCUCCUCUAGAACUGUAGAAUUGGAAGGGAUCCUGAGGAUUAUCUAGCCCAACCUAUGCAGUUGUAGCAUUCAGGGAUCAAACCUGCAACCUUGGCAUUAUCAGCACCAACCUCAUAUGGUCUCCUAUUGUCUGUUUCCAUAGCUCCAUCCCAAGUGCUGGCCGUUCACCAGGAGAACGUGGGCCAAAACAGUGUCACGCUCCUGUGGCAGGAACCGGAUCAGCCCAACGGCAUCAUUCUGGAAUAUGAGAUCAAGUACUAUGAAAAGGUAAAAGCAAUUGUGCUGGUUGACCUGUCUGCUCUCUCUGUUGGGCAAGGUGUGCCAUUGCUUGUGCUAAAUCUCUCCAUCCAAGUUGCUUCCCAGAUUCUAAGGUGCAAAUAAAGCUAAUGGAAAUCUUCCUCCUCCUCCUCCUCCUUCUUCCAGAGUCUUGCUUCCACAGGGCAUCUCUCCAUUAGCAAGCAGCUAUUUAUUUCUGCUUCCUUUUAUUUCCAGACUUUGUUCAGACAACUGUGCAUGUGCAGUUUCUCACGGGUUUCAGCUUGCCUUUUUAAAAAAACUUACAAAUUACAGUUGUAAUGAUGACAUUGAUUUAAUCAAAGUGUAAAAUGGAGUUCUGACAUGACUGCAUGAUUACAUCGAGAUUCCACGCACAACUGCUCAUGCUCCGACAUGCACCGAUUAAAUCACAGCACAACACGGAAUAUUAAUGCGAUUGCAUGCAUGUGCAUUGAUUAAAUGCAGUUGCAUCAGGAUUCCAUGCACAUGUGCUCGUAUGUGCAGUGACUAAAUUGCAGCAUAAAAAGGAAUCCUGAUGGAAUUGCAUCAUGAUUCCUUCUUGACCAGAUUUCACCCAUCCUCAUUAGUGGUUGGUGUGCUUCAGUAAGCCACAAGGAAACCAAGUAAAACCAUGAACUGAAGACUCCAGCAAACUCUGCAUUUGCCAAAUUCCAACACUGAUUUUAGAAAUUCCCUAAGUUAAUCUGGAAGGCAAGCCAAGCAAGUAUGGAAAGGCUGAAAUAAACCCAUUGCUACUUCCUGUCCUCAUUCCCAAUAAUACCUUCUCUAGCACAAGGCUUUGAUUCAGGGGUGAGGAAUCUUCUUUUUCCGGGGACCCUUCAAAGAUCUGGUGGUGGGAGUGGCCAGGUGCAAAAGUGAUUGGAGCAAAAAUUGCAGAUGUUACCUUUGUAUAAAAGACUAGUUCCUGCACCCAUCCAUCCUCAACCACCAUCCAAAAGACAUUGCCAGAGUUGAAGGACACAUUCCAGCCAGGAAAAAGCAGUGGGAAGGCAAAACAGGGCUGAUGACGGGGUGGCCUGGGGAGAUUCCUGAUGGCUAGAUGGAGAGACCCAGAAGGCCACGUUUGCCCUCCAGGCCUGAGGUUCCCCACCCCUGCCCUGGACUGACGUCACUUUUUGCUUCCCCAGGACAAAGAAAUGCAGAGCUACUCCACCCUGAAGUCCAAAAGCAACAGCACCACCGUCUCAGGCUUGAAGCCGGCAACCUGCUAUGUCUUCCAGGUCCGAGCCCGCACCUCUGCCGGCUGUGGCAAAUUCAGCCAGGUGGUGGAAGUGGAGACCGCCAAAGCAAGUGAGGCAAAGCAGGGGGAGGAGAGGGGUGCAUGAGAGUGCAGGUGUGGGAUGGGGCAGAACUGGAAGGCACCCCACCCCAAAAUGGAAGCUCUGUUUGCCUUCCCCCAUGCGGUGGCCUCCAACCCCUACAGGACAUACCCAUUUCAGAGAAGGAGUUCUCCCUCCACUGCUGGAGGCAGUUAUGCCCAUGAAUUGCUGGUUGCUGGGAAUCACAACUGGGGAGAGCAAUGUUGUACCCAGGUGCUGCUUGUGGGCUUCCCAUUGGGGCAUCUCUUUGGCCACUGUGAGAACAGGAAGCUGGACUAGAUUGGCUCUUUCUUAUGCUUUUAUGGAAGGGAGGGCUAAGCCCAGAAGGGGGAGAAUUAAGGCUCUAGGGCAGUGUGCCGACACAGUCAUGAUCCCUGUUAUCCUUGGUCUGUCACCUGUUCUGAGGUUCUGUAUGAAUUUUGGACAUGGGACCGAAGGAGAAUCAGGCAACCAUUGGGUCUUCCAGAUGUUGUUGGACUCCAGCUUCCAUCAGCCACAGCUCAACAAAGGAACAGAGGCAGCUGCCUUAGAGGGAGACAGGCCAAUGACCCACCUAUUUCAGUUUUGUCUGCAAUGACUGGUAGUGGCUCUCUAGGGUUUCCUCUAAGAGUCCCUUCCGGUUCUUCCUGGAGAUGCCAGGCAUUGAACCAUAGACCUUCUGCAUGCAAAGCAGAUGCUCUAUGAAUGAGCUACAGCCCUUCAUUGCUAAAAUUCCUCUCCUGCUUUACCAUUACUUUCCUCCAUAAUUUCUUCUCCAUUGGUGUUCUCAAGCAACAAAGGCGUAUCAGCUAUGUCAGUGAUGGCCAAACUUGGUCCUCCAGCUGUUUUGGGACUACAGUUCCCAUCAUCCCUGACCACUGGUUCUGUUAGCUGGAGCUGGAGGGCCAAGUUUGGCCAUCACUGAGCUACGGAAUGCUGCAAACUGCCAGUGAUCUCCCACUAGUAAGUCAUGCUCAGGGAACAGGCUCCAUUCUUAGGAAGAACAUAUUUCCUUGUCACCAGAUCAUCCUUGCCUCUGCUUCCUUGGGGAAGGGCUGUAGCGGAGUUGUAGAGUUAUCUGCAUUGCAUGCAGAAGGUCCCUGAUUCAAUCCCCAGCAUCUGCAGGUAAGGCUGGGAAUUGCCCCUAUCUGAAAUCCUGGAGAGCCAGUCAUUGUGGACAGUCUUGAGCUAGCUGGACUUGAUGUCUGACUUGGUGAAAGACAGCUUCCUCUGUUCCAUGGGGAGUCAGGAUGUGCUGAGCCCAGGGAUAAAGGGAAAAGAACAGUGCACAUGUGUGGGUGUUUGCCUGUCUCAGGCUGCAGAGCUAGAAUCCUGCAAUCUUUCUUUCCCAGUAGCUCCCCAUUACGACACCACAGCGGUGGUAUGGACCUGCCUCACCCUCAUCAGUGGCCUCGUCGCAUUGCUGCUCUUUCUGAUCUGCAAGAAGAGGUAGGCUUAUCUUUUAAGGGCAGAUCUCUCAUGGGGGCCUCCUCCCAAGUGGUACGCUUCUGCGUGUUUGAAUGCACGACUCCCCUAAGAGGAAAAGUUGCAACAUUUGGGUUUGGGCCUUCUUCUUCUUAGUUCGGAAGGAAGGCAAGCAAGUGAUAUCCACCAAUUUAGAUUGCUUUAAAAGAGUUUUAGACCAUUUAUGAAGGAGAAGGUUGAUGGAGAGCACAAAUGGAGAAUUCGCUGUUGCUUUCAUCUGCUGCUUGCGGAUUUCCCAUAGGCACUUGGUUGGCCUCUGUGAAAACAGGUUGCUGGACUAGAUGGGCAUUUGGUCAAAUCCAGAAGGGCUCUUCUUAUGUUCUUAAGGUGGUGCCUCACUAGCAUAUUUUGUGUCUCAUCUCUCUCCUUAACCUCCACCCCGCCGCAUCACUGGGCAUGCAGACACUGUGGCUACAGCAAGGCAUUCCAGGACUCUGACGAGGAGAAAAUGCAUUAUCAGAACGGACAGGGUAAGUGUUGAGCUAAAGCUUGUCCAGUGAGCUUCAUGUAUGUCCAUUCUGCAGCACCAAAGCUAACAUUACCAUGCCAAGAGUAAGCCUCUGCUGGUAAAUGUGCAGGGUCAGAGCCUCCAUCAUGGUGCACAUGGAACUCUGACACUGUCCCAGGAGGCAAAAUGAAGGCUAAGAUAUAUAUUUCUGACCAACUGCAUGCCUAUGCCUUUCUCCUGACACAUUGGAGGACUAGUUUUCAUGCUAAUCCUAUGCAUAUUGCUCUGUGAAUUGCCAUGUAAGGAUUGAUAGUGUGCAUUAUUAGCACUUAAAACUAUAUAACAAAAGUGAAAAUGUGGAAUUGGGUCCCAUGUUGUAGCUUGGGGGUCUCAGGUGGGUCUUGGGUCUCAACUGGUCAAAGAUCACUGGCAUAGAGCAGGGAGAGAGGCGUUGCUGGAUUCCAACUGCCAUCAGCCUGACCAGCAGGGCAAAUAGUGAGGGAUGAUGAUCCUAAAACACAAGUCCCUUCCCUUCUCCUAUUGGGAUGUAUCCUUUGCACCUUCACCCCAGGACACAUCAACUGGCCUCAGGUGAGCAUCAGAUACCUGCUGCUGCAUCCAAGGACAGAUAAAUCUGUCAGUUUCUCUCAGUUCCUUGGGUCUUUUCCCCAGUCUUAAAUGUGCUUAUCCAUAUAUCCUCCACAAUUUACAACUCUCUUCUUUUUAAAUCUUCAUGAAAAAUUGCCAGCAUCUUAGUGUUGAUUUCUCCUAAGAGACACUUUUUUUUUUUGUAAGCAGUUUUGACUAACAUGCACUUUUUCGCAAGCAGUGUUCCAUUGUAUAAUAGUGGAGGCUUUUUGUAAAUGCAUGUGGGAUUUCUUUUUCAUUUUCUAAAAAAAAAUAAUGUUUCAUGUAUGUACACAUUGCUUGGUUAGAGAACUGCACUGCAACAUUCAGGGAAGUGCAAAUUUCAGAGGAUUUGGGAGGGGGUUCAGUUUGUGUAUUGCUUUUGGGAAGUGCCAAGGAGCCAGUUUCUCAUUCAAAUGCAAACAAGAUCGACUUUCUCCCCUGUCCCUGCUUUGCAUAACUGCCUCAAGCUUCAUGUCUCUUCUGUCCUUCCGGAAUGCCCUACAGUGAAAUUCCCCGAGUCAAAGUUCUACGUGGAGCCCCACACUUAUGAGGACCCCUGCCAGGCUGUGCAUGAGUUCACGCGAGAAAUCGAAGCCUCCAGGAUUAAAAUCGAGAGAGUCAUUGGGUCUGGUGUGUACUCCCUUUCCCCCAUAGAUGUCCCUCUCCCUGGACCCAGAGAACAUCCAGGGGCAGGCUCUUUUAAGGCCAAUGGGGCACCAGAUCUCAUUUUCUCAAAUGAGAAUCAUUGGCCUUCUGGAAGGUUCUCAGAAGCCUAUCUGAGGGUGGAAUUGGUGGCCAAGGGAAGCUCGGAAGGGCUUGGCAGUAAGAUAAAAAUUGAAUGUGAUGUGCUGGUCCAUCUUGGUCUGCAGGAGAGUCAGGAGAGGUGUGUUACGGCCGUCUGAAGCUACCUGGAAAGAGGGAGGUACCCGUGGCGGUCAAGGCCCUAAAAGCUGGGUACACAGAGAAGCAGCGACGGGACUUUCUGAGUGAAGCAAGCAUCAUGGCCCAGUUUGACCACCCCAAUGUCAUCCACCUGGAGGGGGUGGUCACCAAAAGUAAGUGUGAGGCCAGGUCUGACUCAACUAGGUGAGUUUAGUGUAUGGAACAAGGUGCACAUGUCUCAUGACUCCAAGGGGCUGCUAGAGAGAAUGAUGUUGUUCAAAACACUUUGCAUGCCUAUGAUUUGCAGUUCUUCCAACAGCCUUCUCCUCCACGCUACUAUCCAGAUGUUUUGGACUCAUUGCCAAUGGUCAGAGUUAAUGAGAGUUCUAGUCCAGAACAUUUGGAGGGCAGUAGAUUAUAGAAGGCUGUCCUAUAGUAAUCCUGUAAGAGAGGCCUGUAUUAUUUUCCUUCAUAGUGCAGAAGGUGGCAGGUUUGAUGAGAGAGUGUGACUUGCCUAAGGCUACCCAGGGAACUCAUGGCACAGGUGAGAUUUGAACCAGAUCCUUCCUGGGUCACAGAUCAGACUCUUAGCCACUAGUCUGCACCCAGAUUUCACAGUUAUUUAUGAUGUGAUGCCACAACUUAGCUAGCUAGCCUUUGUCCCCAUUACUCUCUUCUUCUGCCUCCCCUGACCCACACACCUAUCUUCCUUGCAUCCAAAUGGGCUGUCAGGAAGGACAAAGGCUCUUAAAAUACGGGGGGCGGGGAACACUUGAGGAAUGCAAAGUUUCCUAUGAAUAAGGACAUCAAGAAUCAAUUUGUGGGCAAUGAGGGUGGAAGGGGCCAGUCUUCAGAAGAACUGCAGGAUAUUCGAGGCCCCAAGCAGAGAGAAAAACUAAUCAAAGACCUUUUUGAUAUCAGUCUGGACUCAUCAGCAUUGCAGACCAACCCAGAAAGGGACUUGAUUAUGAAGAUGGGAGUUGUGAAUGGCUUUAAGAAAUCAAUCUUGUUUCAGGGAUACCUGCAUCAUUGAGGGACAUUGGAAAGGCAUUGGGCAAGUCUCAUCUUUCGGCUAUCAAACUCAGCCUUACAAGUGGCCACAUUCAUUCCACCGGCCUCCGACUGUUUUACCCUGACCAGUCACAAUGCAAAUUAGGUUCAACCUGUAUGUUGAGAAAGUGAUCGUCAGGGAUGAGGACCCAGCAGCCUUCUAGAUUAGCCUUUGGCUAAUUAAACCAUCUAUGGCCUUUUAAGUUUUGUGUGUGUGGCUGGGGAUUAUUGAUUUUAGUUGUUACUAUGCUAUAUAUUUUUGUGUUUUUAUAUUGUAAACUGCCCCUGUGAUCCUCAGAUGAAAGGCAGUACAGAAAUGUAAUAAAUAAAACAAAAAUAGAUGCUGUUGAUCUUCAGCAUCCAUCAGCCCCAGCCAGUAUAUUCACGGAUGAUGGGAGUUUGUGGUCCAACAUCUGGAGGACCACAGAUCCUCCUUCUCUGGUUUAAAUCAACAUAUGCCACUGAGUUUUGGUCCCCAGCAUCCAUGACUGUGUUCUAUUCCACUCUCAAUACCCAUCACUGGGGAUCGCAUGUGGGCAGAGUGCUGUUGUACUCAUAUCUGGUUUUUGGGCUUCCCAUGGACAUCUGGCUGGCCAAUGUCAGAGCAGGAUGUUGGGCCACAUUGGUCAAUGACCUCAUGCUCUUCUUCUGUUCCUAUGAUUCACCCAUCCCUACCUACAGGUUAGACCCCUCUGAAAACAGACACCUAGAAGGGUCCAGCCUAAGACUUGAUAACCUUCAGCUUGGAUUGGCCUACUGGCCAGCUGUCAAUUGUUCUGAAGCCUCAGGCGGGAGUUUAGUUCUCCUCUCUCCUUUAGUUGUUGCCUCUCAUUUCACAGGGAGAGGAAGGCAGCCUGUCCCCGGCUGCUGUCCUUGCUUCCUUACGAAUAUCAUUAGCAAAAUGAGCCGUUGAUUUGGGUUUGUUCUUCCUGCAGCGGUUCAUUUGAUGGAGAUGAGAAAAAAGGGAGGGGGGAGGGAACGUUUGGCUUGCGCUUCUGACUCUCUUUUCCUGCACAGAAGUAAAAUGCCCUUUCACUCUCUUUUUUUGGGAUGAGCUGAAUUGAAUUGAAUUAUAAAGCUGGGGAGGAGGGGGAGCUUUUGGGUCACACUUCUGAUGCAAAGCAUUAUGGUAAUAGGAUGCAAAUAUCAGAAUGACUUAAUAACAGGAAUGGUGCCUAUAGAUUGUCUGUCUUUGGUAACCUGUGAGGAAGUCUCAGGAACUAUAGUGGAGCAGAGAGGGCUUUCUAAAUGUCCCUUCCCCACCAAUAAGCACCCCAAGACCUGGCACCAGCAGCUGGUCAAUUCAGACAUUGGUCUCACACCCCAGGGACACUGCACUGCCUGACCCAACUGCCUCCUUGCCUUCCCCACUGGGCUCCAAAUCAGCCCUAUUGGAAAUAGCCAGGCGUACAUUCUUCUUUGGAAUGAGAGCGAAGCUUGACCUCUAAUCUGGGGGUUACCCCAAAUGCAAUGUCCUGACCUCUGGAGUUAUUAUAGCUCUAUAUAGGCUCUACAGGCUCUUCCAGGUUUGACAUACCUAGAUUUCCUUUUGGGAAAAUAAUGAUGGCCGGUGAUCACCAUGGGUGGGAAUCAAGCUUGUCCCCCAUUCAAAAGUGGCACCACUCCUCAUCUACUGCCAAAAUGAUAUCUUGGAGGGGGGCAUCUGGGAGGGCAGUAAGUGGUACAGCAGCUGAAAAAGAAAAUACUGCACAGCUGUGGUCAAGUAGAGUGGGGGACCCAUUGGUGCCCCUCGUCCGCACAAUGUCUCAUACCAGUCCUGAACAGACAGAAACACAUCAGCUGCAAAGGCACAUGUCUAUUAGCUUGACCUCUCUUGUCUCCUGCAGGCAAAUUAGUCAUGAUUGUGACCGAGUACAUGGAGAACGGCUCGCUGGAUUCCUUUCUCCGGGUAAAACAGCACGCCUUCUUAUUCAUGCUGCAUGGUUCCUGGCAGAGUGACUGACAGGAGCAAGGAGAGGCGGGCGCUGCAGCCUCAUGACAGUGGCGUCUGACUGGAGGAUCACAGGAGGAUGGAUAGUAUAGAGCCCAAAAUGGUUGAGAGAGGGGCAGCCAGAACAAUCAAGGUGGUGGAGCUGGUGAUAGCUCAACUGGUUCGAGCAUGGUGCUCAUAAUGCCAAGGUUGCAGGUUUGAUCCCCAUAUGGGACAGCUGCAUAUUCCUGCAUUGCAGUGGGUUGGACUAGAUGAUCCUCAGGACCCCUUCCAACUCUACAGUUCUAUGAUUCUAUGAAUACUAGAACAUGGGGACAUCCAAUGAAGCUGAAUGUUCUUCCAACAUCUCCCAACUUUCAGGAAAGGAUGGAAGAAAGCAUUGCUUCACAUGAUGCAUUGUUCUUCCAACAUCUCCCAACUUUCAGGAAAGGAUGGAAGAAAGCAUUGCUUCACAGGGUGCAUUGUUAAACUCUAGAAUUUGCCUCCACAAGGGGUAGUGAUGAACACCAACCUGGAAGCUAUAAAAGUGGAUUAAACAAACCCAUGGUGGCUAUGUUCUGCUUCCAGUUGCUGGAAAUCACUGCUGGGGAAAGCACUGUUGCAUCCUGGUCCUCUUUGUGGGCUUCCCAGAGGCAUCAGGUUGGCCACUGCAAGAACAGCAUAAUGCUCUAGAGCACCCUUUGGCCUGCUCUAGUAGCCAGGCUCUUCUUAUGUUCUUCAGUUUGAGCCCUGAAAUGUAACCCCUGUAUUUUAGGUUGGUCCUGGGAUAUGCAUUAGUGGGGUGCAGUGUGGGCUGGUGCCUCCAGGGGUCGCUCAUGAGAGACAGAGCCAACUCAUUCUAGUUUCAUUCUUGUCCUCCUCCCUGCCUACAAAGGCAACACCAAGGAAGAGGAAGCUGGCAGGCAGCGCCACCCACAGGACUGGUUAUAAGUAAGAUGGCUGGCAAUCUGGGGCUGCUUAGAGGGAGGCUAAGUUUGGUGUGGUGGUGCUCUGUUCACCAUCCAGACCAGCCUCUACCGGUGGCAUAACACUGGCUGAAAACUAACACGGGUUGGUCUUUCUCCAGAAACAUGAUGGGCAAUUUACGGUGCUUCAGCUGGUCGUCAUGCUGAGAGGCAUCGGCGCUGGCAUGCGCUACCUCGCGGACCUGGGCUACGUGCACCGCGACUUGGCGGCGCGCAACAUCUUGGUCAAUGGCAACUUGGUCUGCAAAGUCUCUGACUUUGGCCUGUCGCGAAUCCUGGAGAACAACCCCGAGGCUGCUUAUACCACCACGGUACGCUCUGACUUGUGGCGCACAGGGGCUACUUGUGAUUAUGUUGUGAUUAUGAUUAGCUUUCUUUUUAUGGAGUCCUGACGGUGAUGAUGAUUUUACAUACUGCUGGAUUGCCAUUAUGGCUUAUAAGCCUCUGAAAGGAGACUGGUGGUCUCUUGGGACCAGUGGCAUCUGGUGGGGCAGAAGGUAGGGAGCCCAGCGGUAGAAGGAGCCAGAGGCAAUAACAGGCAGAGCCGGCUAUCGCUAGUUUUGUACCCAUCCUCCUCUCUGAUGCAUUCUACAGGGGCACCACUGAUGCUGGCAAGUAUUGCCACCUCUGGACUCUGAAAGCAGAGUGGCAGGUGGGGGUGGAAGAGGGCAGACUGAGGUUAGCAGGGCAAUGCCCCAUCAGCCCAAAUGAACCCUGCUCCUCAGGAUCUCUGUAGUCAUUUAAGGCAUCUGGAGAAUUCCCUGGACCUUGACAGAUUUUGGAGGAACCUUCCUUCAAGCAGUUUUGUAGCUUUGUUGAAUUGGUGCCUCUUCCUGCAGAUCCUAGCUUGGGGGCUCUCCACGCACACAUGCACACAGAGAGAGCCACAUUCAGGUUAACUCUGUUUGUCCCCUCCUUGUUUCUCAGACAGCCUCCCCCCUCCCAUAUUCCUUUCUCAGCAAAAUACAGGAGCCUUGCUCCUUCCUGGUAUAUAUAUAUACCAGGAAGGACCAUAUUCCACUAUGCCCAAUAUUGUCCACUUUGACUGGCAGUAGCUCUCCAGGCUCUCAGCACCUGGAGAUGCUGGGAAUUGACCACCAGACAUUAUGCAGGCCAAGCAUGUGCUCUCCUGCUGAGCUGCAGACCUUUCCUUGAAGAUGUCUGAUCCUGCUCUCUGGAGCCUGUCAGGUUCCUAUUGCCCCCACUGGUCUCUUUCACUACCUUCCUCCAGCAUCCGGUUCUGCAUUUGAGAUGUUGCUGCUGAUGCUGCUUCAGAGUUAUGAAUCUGGGCAGCUUGCAAUGCUCAGAAGUAUCCUGAAUCGAGCUUCAUUUCCCCCCAAAAAUGGCACACACAUUUACAGCAUAGAUGGCCUUUUGAGGGGCAGAUGAAACCAUCAAGAUAUACCCAAUGCUACCAGCCAGGAAAGAACUUUUUGGAAAAGGUAGACAUCCUUAUCGUGCUCCAGCCCCAAAUGGUUUGAGAAAUAUUGAGCUGAUCCCAAAUUGAGCUUAGGGAUCUUUCACUCACCACUUGUACAUAAGUGAUGGAGAAUCUGAGACCUGGAGGGCUGAAUGCAGCCCCCCAAGCCUCUAUAAUCCUCUCCCUGCCCCACGUUGCACCCUCUUUAGAUGUUGGCAUGUGUCCUUCAACUCUGAUCCCUGGAUGAAGGACGGAGAGGGUAUGUGAAACUAGCCUGUUGUGCAAGAGAUCAAAUUGACCCUUGUUUCUCCGCCCACCUUUGCCUCUGGCUCCGCUCACCAUUGACAUGCGGCCCCCAAAAGGCUUCCCAGAUGGGAAUGUGGCCCUCAGGCUGAAAAAUGCUCCUUGCCACUGCUGUGCACUCUCUCACUGCUUACCUUUAACUGCAGAAGCCUAUGCACACAAACACAGCCAGCUAUGGAAAGCUCUUAGCUAACUUAGCAGCCAGUCAAGGGCUCAGGGUUUCAACCCCCCUGAGGGCCUGUUUUGAUGAAUCCAGUGGUUCUUGGUGGCUAGUGGUAGUUGCUUCAUUCAGAUUGGUUGACUUGCAUGUCUCUGCCUUGGACCUUUCUUAUUGCAGGGUGGGAAAAUCCCUGUUCGGUGGACAGCGCCAGAAGCCAUCACGUACCGGAAGUUCUCGUCGGCCAGUGACGUGUGGAGCUACGGCAUUGUCAUGUGGGAAGUGCUGGCCUAUGGGGAACGGCCUUACUGGAACAUGACCAACCGGGACGUAAGGGAAGCAGCAGCUGCUGCUGCCCAUGACUUAAUUUAUUCCUCCACCUGAAACAGAACUUGCGUGAAAGUGAUCCCUGUAGAUUUCAGCAUUGUGGGAAGGGAAUUGUGCACAUCCCCGGGUCAUUCCUUUCCCCAAGUUGCCAGGAAGACAAGAAUGGUCUCUGCUGGGGGGAUCAGAGUAGGAGAACUGGGUGCAGCAUCUGGAACAGACUCUGGAACCAGAGACUGGUGCCCUUCUCAACUCUCUGCUCUUGCACUUCAUCAGGAGCUGCCUCCUGCCAAAUCACACCAUUGGUCCAUCUAGCUCAGUAUUGUCUACACUGACUUGCAGGUGCUCUCCAGUAGUUUUAGACAGGGAUUUAGCUGUCAAAAUGUUGGGAGUUGUACCUGGAAUCUCUUGCAUGGAAAGCAAUGAGCUAUGGUCCUUCUGUUAAGAUGUGAGAACAAAGGAACCUGCCUUAUCCCGAGUCAGACACUUGCCCUAUCAAGCUAAGCACAUUGACUGUUGGUGACUCUCAAGGGUUUUAGGCAGGAGUUGGACACAGGGCCAUGUGUGGGCAGAAAAUGAAGUGAGAAUAGAAAAUGGGUGGGGACGUACCUCCAGCCCUCCCCCCCACACUUUCUGCCACUCUAGUUUCUCUCACUCCUGCCCCUGGCAGGUUCCUGGAAGAAGGAUCAUUCUUACCAGAGGUCUGAAUUGAUGACCUAAAAAGGAUUUCUCCCCUUCUUCCCAUCACUCUGUCCACGGUGGCCCCCUCUCCCAUUCCCCCUAUGCCUUGGCAAAGCUCUCUGAACUGAUAAAUUUCAGAGGGUCCCCACCCCACUGCCAUCACCAUCACUCCACCAAGUUCUCCCAUGCCUCAGGAUUUGUUGAGACCACAUUCCACGCUAUCAAGUGUGUUGGUCUUAAACAGGUUCCAUGGGGAUCUUUGCACUGUGACAGACUAGCUGGCCUCUCCUUGAGGAAUUUGUUACUCAAUCCAGACGGCUGCCAAUUUAGAAGGAUGUGUUCCCAAGAAGGCAUCAAGGAAGGGCAAUGAAAGAGCAGAGGGAGGUCCUUCAGCCAGAGGGUCAAUCUGUUGUAGAUGUCUCCCAGCCCCCCACAACCUCUGUACAUCAUAGUUGUUGGGUGGGAUUGCAAAGAAAGUCGUAAUUUGCAGAAUUUUCACUACCCAAACAUGCCAUGUGUUGUAGUUGCGCACUCCACAUUGAAUGGGAUUCCACGUGUGUUCACAAUCUUUUUUUGUCAAAAAUUAAAAAUGCUUCAGUUAAUUGUAUGACUUGAUUACCCUGUUAAGAAUCAAAUUGAUAGCGUUGUUUUGAAAAAGAAAAAAGAACAUUAAUUGCAAGUGAGCCAAUUCCCUGGAUGAAUCGUGUAGUAAUUACCUUGACUAGCCUGAACCCUGGCUCGGUCUCUGCUUAGCCAUCCCUGCGUACCCUCCCAAGUAGGGGCCCCAAUUUCUCUCUCUCUCUCUCUCUCUCUCUCUCUCUCUCUCUCUCUCUCACACACACACACACACACACACACAGUAUGUUGCAGUGGGGAAGAAGUGUAGAUCAUGCAGGCAUUCUGUGUGUUCACAAAACACAAAGUAAGCAAUUAUGAAAUCAUACAAAGACACAGCACACCGAAGCAAAAGAGCUGGUCAUUGACGAAACAGACACAGCUGCAAAGCGGGAUGGGCUUAGGCUCUAGAGAAAAGUGAACAAAUUGGGGAAAUCAGGCAAAUUGCACCUCUGCUCUGUCCCAGUAGCCUCCAGGGACAAUAAUGCAUGUAGAAGGAAACUCAGGCAAAAAUAGUGGAAAUUGGAUGGGGCAGCUGAUCUCUGGCAGGAGCAGGGCUCUACCCAUUCAAAAAGGGUCUUCUGCGAAUUUGAUAUGAGGUCUAGAAGCACACUCUACUUUUCCUUUCCUUUCCCGCCAUCUCUCUUUUUUAAGCAGCACAGUAUCCUUUUCCAAGGAUUCUUCAGGCAGCCCUGAAGGCCCAAGGCUGGAGGUUAACAAGAUGGGAUGAGAGAGAGAGAGAGAGAUUUGAAUCAGUUUGCAUUGAAAGGCAAACCUGCCUAGUUUGCAAUGCUUGAAACAAUACACAAACUGGAACACAGCAGUCCUUCAGCAUUCGCAGUUCUCUGAAUUUUGCAAUGCAGUUCUCCAACCAAGUAGUUUUUAGAGAGAGCACACAUACUAGGAUGGUGUGGGCAUAUAUUAGUGAAAAUAACACGAAACUGCAUUCUAUUGGGGGAAACUGCUGUGUUAAAAUGUGUCUGUUAUGUUGCACGGCACAUGAAAAUGUGUAUAUAAGGAGAAAUGCUGACGGAUUUUCCUGAGGGUUUUGUUCUUUUCUUUAAAAAUGCAAACUGAUGCGGAAAUGGGCAAAACUAAUUUUGAGACUGAAAAAAUGAGAGGCAUUGAAAUGGACAGGUUCACCCUUUCUUAGCUGCGACUGUCUUUUCCUGCUUCUAAGCUUCUCUGGGGGCAUCAAGACAAACUUUUUGACCUCACCUAGCAGGGUGAUUCUUAGAAAGGCAAACAUUUGGAGAGACAGUGCUGUGUAGUGGUUAGAGUAUCAGACUAGGACCUAGGAGACCAGGGUUCAAAUCUCCACUCCGGCAUGAAGCUCACUGAGUGUCCUUGAGGUAGUCACUGCCAAUCUGCCUAAGCUCCCAGGCUGGGUUGUUGUGAAGAUAAAAUGAAGAAGGGCAGAACCUUGAGUGCACAACCAUAGAGGAAAAGGAGGUGUAACGCCAAUAAACGCACAUUGUCAAACCUUCAUCGCAGGUCAUUCAGUCGGUGGAGGAGGGUUACCGGCUACCUGCCCCCAUGGGCUGCCCCACAGCCUUGCAUCAACUCAUGUUGGAUUGCUGGCAGAAAGAUCGGAAUGAGAGGCCACGUUUCCCCCAGAUUGUCAGCAUCCUGGACAAGCUCAUCCGCAGCCCACAGAACCUCAAGUGCACGGCCACAGUCAACAGGUAUGUGUUCGCCAGCAGAGAGAUGCUCUGCUCCCAUGGGAAGAGAACUAAGCUAGUUGUGUGCCUGGAAACCAAAGUAAGGCCAUCCAUGUCCAUUGCUCCCCUGGCAAUGAAGACAGGAGUGGAGGAAGGCAGCAAAGGGUGGUUAGAACCACCCAGGGCAAGGUGAGGUGAUGGGGGGGGUGUCUAUCAUGCACCAUCAAAAUUAUAAUGAAAGUUUCAAGCGCUCUGUGAAUGAGGCAGACCUACAGAGAAGAACACCUUUGAGAAAUUAGAGGAGGAGGAGCAGUGAUUGCUUACUACAGGGAUGGGGAGCCUGUGACACUUCAGAUGCUUCUGGACUCCAACUGCCAACACCUGGACAGCAUGUCCAAUGCUCAGGGAUUAUGGGAGUUGUGAUCCAGAAACAUCUGGAAGGCCACAGGUUCUCCCAUCCUGGAAUCCCCAUCCAGAAAGGGGGCUCUGUGCUGUUUCUCUGUAUGAGUUGCUGUUCUGAUUUCUAUUGACACACUGAAAGGAGAACUUGUGGCUCUCUAGAUCAGUGUUUCCCAGACUUAGGUCUCCAGGUGUUUUUAACUACGACUCCCAUCAUCCCUAGCUAACAGCACCAGUGAGCAGGGAUGAUGGGAACUGUAGUCCAAAAACAGCUGAAGACCCAAGUUUGGGAAACGCUGCUCUAGAUGUUGGGCUACAAUGGCUAUCAGCCCUAACCAGCAGGGAUGAUGGAUGUUUCCCUUGUCUGCCUUACUGGCUCUGAACAGAGUGAGUCAGAGCUCAGCUGGCUGUGCUCUGUCUUGUUCUCCCUCUUGUCAAGAAGCAGUACAUUCUGGGAAAGAGAAAAAAAAUAACUGGCCUAUGCUUCCUUAGGUGCUGUGUUACUACCACACGCUUUCUACACAUGAAGGGCUGCCAGAAUCAUUGCUCCACCUUCCACUCACCUCUCCCUCCUGUGCUCCAUCUCUUGGCUUGCAGAUUCACCCAAACCAUCUCGGAACGAGGCUGCAUCGAUUUCACCAGCUGUGCAACUGUGGAAGACUGGCUAGACUCCAUCCGGCUGGGGCGAUACCAAGAGAACUUUGCUCUGGCCGGCUACUCUUCCCUUGGCAUGGUGAUGCGAAUGAACAUCGAGUAAGCACAAAAUGUGUGUGAGGGGGGUUGAGGCUUGGUGAAAAGGGGCCAAAAUGGGGUGCCAGUCCCAACAUCUCCUCUUCAGUCACUGCUAGGCACCAUGGCAGGGGUAAGGACCAGAGGCUGAAUGUGGCUCUCUAGGUCUCUCUCUUUCAGGCUCUUGGGACCUUCCCCAGGCCACACCCUUCACUCCCCCUGCUUUGUACCCUCCUUGAGUGUUUUUGCCUUGCUGGAAUUUGUCCUCGAACUCUGACCACACACUUCAUUUGCAUGGCUGGAAGCUAGAGAGAGGUGUGUGUGUACGAACUAGGCUGCUACAGAAAGGUAAAAUUUACAUCUCGUGCUCCACCCACUUUCCCCUCUGGCCCUGCCCACCCCUGGCCUUUGGCCUUUGGCAGGUUGACCAGAGGGAAUGUGGCUCUUGGGCUGAAAAGAUCCCCCACCCUCUGUACUAUGACUGUGACACCCCUUUCCCUGUUACACUGCACCACUUACCAGCACUGGCUCUGGUCAUGCUCCUCUUUGGUAUGGGGCCCAUGUUAUUCCACUGAAUGGAGGUUGGUGCAUUGGAAUGUAUGGGGCACUGCCCCUCCAAGUUCAGUCGGCCCUCAGGCCCCCAUCGGCCUACCUCUUUACUCACAUUUAGGGUUCCUCCAUGCUUCUGCUUAUCCAAAUGGUUUUCUAUAUGCUGUUUCCCCUAGUGCUAAAUUGGAGCAGUUGUCAAUCUGCAGGAAAUCCGGAUUACAUUUCCUCCAAUUCAGUGGUAAAGAUUGGGUUUUUCUUGUGGAAAGCAGUGGGACAAGUGGAAGUCUGGAUGAGUCCCCAGUCUAGGGGGUGCAGCUGGCUGUUGUCUUCUUAGCCUCAGUGUUGCCCUCAUAGAACUCAGCAGAGACAAGGAUGGGGACAAAACCAGAGUUAGUUGGCUCCAUCUAUCAUUGACUCUGGGUCUGCCUCUUGUUGGCUCUGGCUCCACCUACUGUUGGCCUCCCUGCUUCCCACCCUACCAGUCCCAGUGGACAUCUGCCUGCUCUGCUACUGACCUCCAAUCAGGACCCCUGGGAUGCAUCUACAAACCUCUUGAGCCCCAUUGGAUCUUCCUGCCCUACAUUUUAGGAGCCUAAACUGCUACACAGCCUAUCAGUUGAAAGAGGCCAGGAGAAGCAUUAGCAUAUUGUAUGAGGAGCAUCAGGCAAUUCCUCAGCCACCGCUGAGGAGCUUUCUGUUCCAGACUUGGCUGUAUCCCCCACCUGUUCUGUCUUGAGCAGAAGGUGCGGUUCUGUUGGAGAAAAUUGGGAAGUGCAGAUGUUAAGAGACUUAGUCAUGCUGGUGCAGGAAUAGGCAACUACCUCACCCACCCAGCACAGAUUCCUCCUCAUUCUCUCAGAGAGCAGCCACAAAACAUCAGCAGAAGCUACUUCAGUGCUCCAUGGGUGACCAGCAAGGCAUUCUAAGAGAUCCUACUUUCUGGCUCAUGGCGGGUGAACUCUAUUCAGCUCGGCUCAAAAUCAGCUUGAAGCCCAGGGCUCCCUUCAAGUAGGGAUAGGGGGAAUUAUGACUCGGCUCGCAUUCAAAGGCGAACCAACCUGAUUCGCAAUUUCCAAAUGUGCCAACUGAAACACAGCCGUCGUUCAACAUUCACACUUCUCUGCAAUGCCGUUUCUCCAGCCACAACUUGUGUAUAGAAACACACAUACCAGUGUCCUUAAAACUACAUAUCCUCAUGAAAAUAAGACACAAAAAGGCAUUCUAUUAGGGUAAAACAUUUUGCAAAGGAAUGUGUGCAUUGGGCCAAAUUGCAUACGGAUGUGUGCUUUUCGGGAGAAAUUCACGCUAAAUGACUGCUGAAUUUUCACAAGGACUCUUUAAAAGGGCAGGGUGGGGAGCCAACUGCUCUGGAAACAUGGAGACCUGAACUCAAGGUUGGAAAAAUGAGAAACCGAGAGAACUUGCCCAUGCCUACUCUCAGGGGAGGUGGAGGUUGUUCCAUUAGGGCAAAUUGUGCACUGCCCCAAUAACCUCUGUGUGCCCUCAGCCUGCCCUCAGCUGCCUGCCAUCUUCCUGACAACCAGUCCAGAGAGGGUAUCCCUGGCUAUCAGCUUCCUCCUCCUUAGUCCCAGUGUUGCUGUUGUAUAGCUCAGCAGGGAGAUGGGGACAGGAGUAGAAUUUGUUGCUUUUUCCUAUUGUUGGCUCUGUCGCCACUUACUAUUGGCCUCACCCUACCAUUCCCAGUGGGCACUGACCACCACUGUGGUGGUGGUGGAUCUGUCCCUUAUCCUAUUGCCGCAUCAGUUUCAAUUGCCCCUGAAAACGUACUUCCCUACCACCACCACCACCACUCCUUUGGAUCCAAGUCCUGGCUAGUGAUCACAGUUUAGAUAGAGCUCUGCAAAGAAUCUCACUUAAAAUGAAAAACAGGGAGAAAUACUCAUUCCGCCCCUCCUCCAUGAUUUGCUUCAGUGAAAGAUUCUCCCUCAUUGAACACACUUUUGCACUUUCAAUUAUCAAGCAACCUAAAUGGUGUUUUGGAGGGACGUGGGUAGAAUCUCAUUUUGCAUUGCAAGUUCCAUCGGCAUAAUGUCGCCUGGCUCAGAAUACCCAUGAGCAUUAUUAGCUAGACUAGGGGUGGGAAGCAUCUGGCCCCAGCAGGGUGUGUAUGUCAAAUGUGGCUCUCUCUAUAUGACCCCAGGACCUCCUUCCCAGGCCAUGCCUUUCACCAGCCUUGCUUUAUACCCCCUAGGAGUGUUUCUUCCUGAUUGCAGCAUGUCCUUGAACAGUCUAAAUGUUGCUCUCUAGAUCUCUUUCUCUCUGGUUUUUGGGACCCUCCCCAGGCCACACCCUUCACUCCCCCUACUUUGCACCCUCUUUGAGUCUUCUUCUUUUGGUCUGCCUGAUGCUGCCUUUGUUUCCACAGUGAUGUGCAGAGUUUGGGCAUCAGCCUCGUGGGUCACCAGAGGAAGAUCCUGACCAGCAUCCAGAUCAUGAGGUCUCAACUGCUCAAUACCAUGGGCUCCAGAAGACACCUGUGA